AUGGACCUGGGGAUAAUGCAACGUUUCUUCCAGAUGAAGGUUCUAUCCUUUCUGUAUUUUCUCAUACAUUACACAGGUAAGGAAAUGAUUCACAGAACAUGGUCUUAUAACCACACAUUUAAUAAUAGCAUUGUAUUAAUUACCUAGGUUAGUAACAAUGUUUUAUGUAUGUUAUAUUACAUUUGUGUUAUUAUUUGAUUAUGCAGUGCACCAUGUUCAUUAGCAAAUUGUAGAUACUCAGUAUCAUUAUACAGAGCGUUGUGUUCAUUAACAGUGUAUAGAUACUCUGCAUCAUUAUACAUGGCAGUGUGUUAAUUAUCGGUGUGAAAAUAUUCCGUAUCAUUAUACAGAGCAGUGUAUUGAUUAUUAAUGUAUAGUUACUCAUAGAAACAUAGAAUGUGACGGCAUUUCGCCCAUCUAGUCUGCCCAAUUUUCUAAAUACUUUCAUUAGUCCCUGGCCUUAUCUUAUAGUUAGGAUAGCCUUAUGCCUAUCCCACGCAUGCUUAAACUCCUUUACUGUGUUAACCUCUACCACUUCAGCUGGAAAGCUAUUCCAUGCAUCCACUACCCUCUCAGUAAAGUAAUACUUCCUGAUAUUAUUUUUAAACCUUUGUCCCUCUAAUUUAAGACUAUGUCCUCUUGUUGUGGUAGUUUUUCUUCUUUUAAAUAUAGUCUCCUCCUUUACUGUGUUGAUUCCCUUUAUAUAUUUAAAUGUUUCUAUCAUAUCCCCCCUGUCUCGUCUUUCCUCCAAGCUAUACAUGUUAAGAUCCUUUAACCGUUCCUGGUAAGUUUUAUAACUCAGCAUUGUUAUUGUGUGUGGGUGAUUAGUGCGUUAAUACUCUCUAUAAUUUCAAUAAAAAAUCUUUAAAAAUGUAAAUGUUAAUAUAAUCUUCCAUCUUUCUAUCUUGUAUUCAUUACACUGUAUGUAAUACUCUGUAUUACUAGACUUUGACUCUCCUCUGGUGACAUAUUAAAGCAGCCUUGAAGAGAGGAGCACCUUUAAGACUCCAUCAGGGGCCCAUUCAGCGUAUUCCAUUUAGGUGUGUACUCACUUUUGUUGCCAACAGUUUAGACAUUAAUGGCUGUGUAUUGAGUUAUUUUGAGGGGCCAGCAAAUUUACACUGUUAUACGGGCUGUCCACUUACUACUUUACAUUGUAGCAGAGUGUCAUUUCUUCAGUGUUGUCACAUUAAAAGAUAUAAUAAAAUAUUUACAAAAAUGUGAGGGGUGUACUCACUCUUGGGAGAUACUGUAUAUGUAAGGCAGGAUGCCUGGAGUUGUGGGAGGCUUAUAUCUGCUACGUCCUCCCAUCUUCCUCCUGACUUUUAAGCCUGUGUUUUUUGGAAACCGACCCACCUCUCCUUUUUUAUACUCUUUCAAUAGGUGAAUCCUCUUUUUCAGGCCUACCCGGUUCAUCGGGUUCGGCACACUACAAAUGACUUGCUACUACUAGUACAACUUAAUACUUAUUCUAUGCCUAAGCAGUUGACCCGCUACACAAAUAUAUAUAUAGUUUGUCUGAGGUGCUUCUUCCAAAAAGAGAAACAGUAAACAUAUGUAUAUUGACAUAGUACUAAAAUAUAUAUAUGCACAUGGAUCCAGCACUCACUCUCCCGGUCUUGUCCUUGCCUGGGUGAAAAUGACUUCUGCCAAAAUAUACGUUACAAGGAAGGUGCACUCACAGGACUAAAUAAAUCUGGAAGUUUUAUUGUGCAAUCAAACACCAGAAAAUGUGUCAAUGUUUGAGUCCUCUCGGUAAAAGUACUUAUUACUUCUUAGAAAGAAAGAUAUGAUUAAUUUUAACAUUGAAGCAUGCAAUACAUUUAUUGUACAUGUCUCACACAUUCUUGAAAAUGAUGAUUGUUGUCUGGUUCACUUUUCCCCAGAAUUAUUUAUACAAUACACAAAUCAUUCCCAAAUAACGUGCUAUCUCUCCAGUAACUCAUUCCUAAAAUCAAAUUUCCUUUUUUUUUCCAGUUCCAGGCACGGCAUCAUCCAUCAAAACAACCACCCCCGAUGCCAGACUCUGCCAGUGUCCAUGUGCCGUGAUUUAUCUUGGCUACUGCUUCAGAUCGCCGAUCUGCGCUCCAUGUCCAAGUGAGAUUGUGUUUUAUAUUAAAACAACUAAACCGUCUGCGUAUUAGGUUACAUUAUGAUCACGUGUUGUGGUUUGUUAUGCAGAUCAUUCCUAAAAGUGGUCAUAGUGCUGGGUUCAGGGGGUACAACAGCCAUGUCCUUAUAUCCAAACAUGCCAUUCCCACCAAUUAAUUGAUCUAAAGCCAAAGGCCAUUACCACAUCUUAUAAAGCAGUAUUAUUCUCUGUCUGUCUGAUCUCUUGCUCCAUACGGACGUUGUCCCUAAGCACUUCACACACCCCUGCUAAAGUAUCAAUGUUGGGUUGCACGUCAUUUGAUUAAAUUCCUAUCUCGAGACAAAUGCACAAACAUGCUCAUAAUCGUAUGUGCUUAUCUAUUACUUUGUUUCUGUAACCUAUCUUGCAUUGAUGCUAUAAAAACAAACAUUUCAAUAAAAAGAGAUUGACAAAAAAAAAAAAAAGGUCAAGAUGUAGGUAGAAGUGUGACUUUCCAUAUUGUUUCAAAGUUAAUGUUAAGAAAUAAAUCUACAUUAUGUAUUGAGUUCAAACAAGUAUUGAUAAACCAGAAUAGCCUUGUGGAAAGUUAUCACAAAUAACCCCAAUCAAUUUGUAAGAAUGUAUUCAAAACUCAGUAACACUAAAUAUAGAUAAACAAAUAUCAAACCAUUAAUCUAUAAACCUAAAGAUACUUCACUCAAAUAAGAUAUAGGUUGUAAACCUUAGAAAUGAAUCCACACUUUUUAGAAAUAAAUAAAUAAAUCAUACCAAUUAUUCUGAUGAAAGUGGUCAGGUUGUUGGUGGAAGGUUCAUAUAUCGAUGAUGUAAUGUGACAUCUCAGAAUGGACUGCUCUAUGAAACAUUGGUUUUCCCACAAUCACCGUAGAUUCUUUAUAUUUGAUCUAAAAUUCUAACAGGUUCUCAGGGAUUGAAUGGGAUAUAAACAAAAAUCAUUCUUCUGCUGAGGUUAAAGAUGUAAUGAUAUUCAAUUAACUCAUUUUACCUAAAAAUAGACACUUUUGAAGGAGCAAACUUGAAACAGUCAUUUGUAUUAACUGAACUUAUUUGUGAUGCUGUGCUUAAAGGACCACUAUAAUGGAUCUUAUCUGCCGUCACAUUCUAUGUUUCUAUACUAUAGGAGUUUAAGCAUGCGUGGGAUAGGCAUAAGGCUAUCCUAACUAUAAAAUAAGCCUAGGGACUAAAGAAAGUAUUUAGAAAAUUGGGCAGACUAGAUGGGCCGAAUGGUUUUUAUCUGCCGUCACAGUCUAUAGUGCAAGGAAAACAAACUCGUUUUGCUGGCACUAUAGUAUUAAUAGGUCCCACCGUCAUGGUCCCCCUCCCAUGGGCUCUAGAAUGAGGAAGGGGUUAAACACUUAUCUUUCUCCAGCGCAGGGCUCCCUUGGCGCUGGGGACUCUUCUCCUUCAUCUGCCAAAUGCGCAUGUGUGGCAAGAGCCGUGCGCGCAUUUAGUCAGUCCAUAGGAAAGCAUUUUCAUUGCUUUCCUAUGGACGCAAGCGUGUUGUCACUGUGAAAAUUUAGGAUAAACCCUAGAUGGACCUGGCACCCAGACCACUUCAUUAAGCUAAAGUGGUCUGGAUGCCUAUAGUGGUCCUAUAAAAAAUCAUAACUGACCAGUGCAGUAAGUAUACUGAAACUGGUAAAAAUCGUGGGCUGUGGAGGGCAGGAUAGAGUAUUGGAUAGACUCUCAGUUAGUGUAAAAGGUAAUGUAAGUACAAUGCACAAUGGUUGGAAUACAUUAAAAGCCGUGGGCUGUGGUGGGCAGGAUAGAGUAUUGGAUAGACUCUCAGUUAGUGUAAAAGGUAAUGUAAGUACAAUGGACAAUGGUUGGAAUACAUUAAAAGUCGUGGGUUGUGGAGGGCAGGAUAGAGUAUUGGACAGACUCUCAGUUAGUGUAAAAGGUAAUGUAAGUACAAUGCACAAUGGUUGGAAUACAUUAAAAGUCGUGGGCUGUGGAGGGCAGGAUAGAGUAUUGGAUAGGCUCUCAGUUAGUGUAAAAGGUAAUGUAAGUACAAUGCACAAUGGUUGGAAUACAUUAAAAGCCGUGGGCUGUGGUGGGCAGGAUAGAGUAUUGGACAGACUCUCAGUUAGUGUAAAAGGUAAUGUAAGUACAAUGCACAAUGGUUGGAAUACAUUAAAAGUCAUGGGCAGGAUAGAGUAUUGGAUAGGCUCUCAGUUAGUGUAAAAGGUAAUGUAAGUACAAUGGACAAUGGUUGGAAUACAUUGAAAGCCGUGGGAUGUGGAGGGCAGGAUAGAGUAUUGGAUAGGCUCUCAGUUAGUGUAAAAGGUAAUGUAAGUACAAUGCACAAUGGUUGGAAUACAUUAAAAGCUGUGGGCUAUGGUGGGCAGGAUAGAGUAUUGGACAGACUCUCAGUUAGUGUAAAAGGUAAUGUAAGUACAAUGGACAAUGGUUGGAAUACAUUGAAAGCCGUGGGCUGUGGUGGGCAGGAUAGAGUAUUGGACAGACUCUCAGUUAGUGUAAAAGGUAAUGUAAGUACAAUGGACAAUGGUUGGAAUACAUUGAAAGCCGUGGGCUGUGGAGGGCAGGAUAGAGUAUUGGACAGACUCUCAGUUAGUGUAAAAGGUAAUGUAAGUACAAUGGACAAUGGUUGGAAUACAUUAAAAGUCGUGGGCUGUGGAGGGCAGGAUAGAGUAUUGGAUAGGCUCUCAGUUAGUGUAAAAGGUAAUGUAAGUACAAUGCACAAUGGUUGGAAUACAUUAAAAGCCGUGGGCUGUGGUGGGCAGGAUAGAGUAUUGGACAGACUCUCAGUUAGUGUAAAAGGUAAUGUAAGUACAAUGCACAAUGGUUGGAAUACAUUAAAAGCCGUGGGCUGCGGUGGGCAGGAUAGAGUAUUGGACAGACUCUCAGUUAGUGUAAAAGGUAAUGUAAGUACAAUGCACAAUGGUUGGAAUACAUUAAAAGCCAUGGGCUGUGGUGGGCAGGAUAGAGUAUUGGACAGACUCUCAGUUAGUGUAAAAGGUAAUGUAAGUACAAUGGACAAUGGUUGGAAUACAUUAAAAGCCGUGGGCUAUGGAGGCCAGGAUAGAGUAUUGGACAGACUCUCAGUUAGUGUAAAAGGUAAUGUAAGUACAAUGGACAAUGGUUGGAAUACAUUAAAAGCCGAGGGCUGUGGAGGGCAGGAUAGAGUAUUGGACAGACUCUCAGUUAGUGUAAAAGGUAAUGUAAGUACAAUGCACAAUGGUUGGAAUACAUUAAAAGCCGUGGGCUGUGGUGGGCAGGAUAGAGUAUUGGACAGACUCUCAGUUAGUGUAAAAGGUAAUGUAAGUACAAUGGACAAUGGUUGGAAUACAUUAAAAGCCGUGGGCUGUGGAGGGCAGGAUAGAGUAUUGGAUAGGCUCUCAGUUAGUGUAAAAGGUAAUGUAAGUACAAUGCACAAUGGUUGGAAUACAUUGAAAGCCGUGGGCUGUGGAGGGCAGGAUAGAGUAUUGGAUAGGCUCUUAGUUAGUGUAAAAGGUAAUGUAAGUACAAUGCAGAUGAAUAUAAAAUAGAAAAUUUUCACCGGAUACAUAAACCAGAUACAACGGCUCCACAUCUCCCAAGAGAUGUAAUAGUGAGUUUUUCCUCAUUAUCAUUGAGAAAUAAUUUAAUGAAAGCCUGCCGUACCAAACCCCGAACAAAUUCUAUUUACAAAGACAUAAUUUUUUUGCAAGACUUAUCUUAUCAUACCAGGACUUGGAGGAAAUCUUUCUCUAUCGUGACGGAUUUUUUAAGAAAAGCAGAGAUCAGGUUUCAAUGGGCCUAUCCAACAUCUUUAAGAUUUACUUGGAAACAAGAAAGAAAAAUUUUUUUGGAUGCAAAUGAAGCAAAUAGUUGGUUAUCAAGUAUUAAUAAAAAAGCUUGAAGGGUCUGUUGCGGCGGAGAGGAAGAUGGAAGGAAGAGAGAAGAGAGGAGAAGAGAGAGGAGGGAGAGAGGAAGGAAUGAAAGAGGAAGAAAAUUAACUUUUUUUUUUUUUUUUUUCACUCAUAUAGAAUCACUUAAUUGUGCUUUGCACAAUUUGCUAAUUUGUUGAUGUUAUUGGGGCUUGUUUUCACUUUAAAGCUACUAGUCAAUUGAGAAUUAAGUGUAUGCACACAAGCAUUUGGAACAUAAGGAUUUAAAAGCAAAUAUGUCUAAGUAUUGAUAUCAAUUAGAUUUGAACUCAACGAGGUGGUUAAAAGAAAGUUAUUCACAUGUAUUAGUAAGUUAAGUAGAAACAGAUUUAUUUAAAGUAAAGAAUCACAGAGUAACUGAUCUAAGUAUAAAAUAAUGGAAGAAUUUUUUUUUUUUUUUUUUUAUUUUUUUUCUCUCCACUCAUAUAGAAUUACUUAAUUGUGCUUUGCACAAUUUGCUAAUUUGUUGAUGUUAAUGGGGCUUGUUUUCAUUUUAAAGCUACUAGUCAAUUGAGAAUUAAGUAUAUGCACACAAGCACUUGGAACAUAAGGAUUUAAAAGCAAAUAUGUCUAAGUAUUGAUAUUAAUUAGAUUUGAACUUAACGAGGUGGUUAAAAGAAAAUUAUUCACAUGUAUUAGUAAGUUAAGUGGAAAUAGAUUUAUUUAAAGUAAAGAAUCACAGAGUAACUGAUUUAAGUAUAAAAUAAUGGAAGAAAAAAUUUUUAUUUUUUUUUUCUCUUCUCUCUCUCUCCCUCUUGGAGAGAGAUUGCAAACUUGUAAAUAUUACUACCUCUUUCUGGAUACGCCCACUUAGUGUCUAAUUUAAAGACACAGUAAAGACUGAAUUUCUAUAUGAAAAUUUACAGUCUUUGUGAUAAAAAAGGAGGAUUUCCUCCUAUGAUUUUAAUAUUUUGUUCUAUGUGUUUGUGUAGAUAUGUUUAUGCAGCAAUAGGGAAGGGCAAUGGUUAUCGAGUGGAAAGGGAUGCAGGGAGGUUUUUGAAAAUAAUAUGAUAAAAAUGCUUACACUUAAUGUUCAGGGAUUGAAUACUAUAGCGAAAAGAAAUCUAUUGUACAAAUACCUCAGUGAAAAACAAUUGAAUUUAAUAUUCCUACAAGAAACUCACUGGAGACAAGUGGAUAAACAAAAUUGGGGGGGUAAAAGAUUUCCACUUAUAAUUCAAGCUUCCAAUAAGGAAAAAAAAAAAUGUGGAGUAGCUGUGGUAUUUGGAGAAAAGAUUAAAGUUGAAGUAAUUCAUCAAAUACAAGACACUAAAGGCAGGUAUUUAAUAAUAAUAUGCAAAAUUGACUCUAUACUUUUUACAUUAUGUAAUAUAUAUCUUCCCAAUCAUUUACCAGUUGCUUAUUUAAAAACAAUUCUGGAAAAAGUAGAUGAAGUUAAAGUGGGAAAGUUAAUAGUGGCGGGGGAUUUCAAUGCUGUACUAGACCCUCAGAUAGAUAAAAAAUUAAUGAAAGGAAAUAUUUUAAAUCAGAUGGUUAUAAAACAAGCAAAAGCCUUAAAAAAAAUUAAAGAUGAAUAUAAUCUAUUUGAUAUUUGGAGAAUUUUUAAUCCUAAUGAGAGAGACUAUACGCAUUUUUCUAAAGUGCAUUUUUCCUAUUCAAGAUUAGACAUGAUUUGGGUCGACCCAAGUAUUAUUGAUAUGACCAAAAAAACAAAGAUUGACGAGAUAGUAUGGACAGAUCAUGAUGGAGUUUUUUGUGAAAUGAUUUUUAGUACAUUUAAAAGAGAAGCUUAUACUUGGCGGUUAAGAGAUAAUUUGCUUUGUUGUGAAUCAAAAAAAACUCAUAUAAGAGAUAAUAUAAAAAAUUAUUUUAAAGAAAAUAUCUCAGAAAAUAUUGAUUCAUCUAUUUUGUGGUGUGCCUUUAAGGCCGUUAUAAGAGGUCAUAUUAUCAAGUUACAAAGCCAACUUGAUAAAAAUAAUACUUUGGCAUUUUUACAUACAAAAUUAAGAGAUUUGACUAAUAUCAAUAAACAAUCUCCAUCUUCUGAAAUUUAUGAAAAAAUAUUAGAACUUAAAGAAAAAAUAAAGCAAAAAUUAAUGGACACGAUAGCUAAAAAUAUGGUUAGACUAAAAUUUAAAUAUUAUUCCAAAGGCAAUCGAGCUGAAAAGAUGCUAUCCCAAAAACUUAGAAAACAAAAAGUACAAAAUAAGGUAGACAAAAUAAUACAGAACGGAAAAAUAGCACUAACCCCCAGAGAGAUUGGAAAGUGUUUUAAUGAAUACUAUUCCAAUCUAUACAAUAUUCCUCAGAUUAAUACAGAUGAGGAUAUUAAAAACUAUUUAAAUAAUAUAAAGAAGCCUCAAUUAACUUCUAUUGAAAAUGAUUUCUUAAAUAAACCUAUAACUAUGGAGGAGACUAUGAAAGCAAUAAAUGAUUUAGAAAAAUCUAAAACACCAGGCCCGGAUGGGUUUAGCAACCUAUUUUAUAAAACAUUUAAAGAUUUAAUAUGUCCACAUUUGACCUCUGCUUUUAACAUAGCGGCAAACAGAGGAUUUUUACCAGCAGAGAUGCUAAAAGCUAAUAUCUUGCCUAUUCUAAAAAAUGAUAAAAACCCCACUGAUAUCAAAAACUACCGUCCGAUAUCUUUAAUAGAUGUUGACACUAAGUUAUACGCUUCGGUUUUGGCUGCUAGAAUAAAAAAACUUCUUCCACUAAUCAUCCAUAAAGAUCAAAUAGGAUAUGUUCCAGGUAGAAAUUCCUAUACAAGUAUAAGGAAAAUUAUUAAUAUCUUGGAUGAUGCAAAUAGAUAUGAUGUUCCAGUUCUGACUCUGUCGAUUGAUGCUGAAAAAGCAUUCGACAGAGUCAGCUGGAAAUAUUUAGAAGCCGUUUUACAACAUUAUGGAUUGGAAGGUUGGAUUAAGAAAGCUAUAAUGGCACUAUAUGUAAAUCCUGUUGCACGAACUAUUGGACCUAAUAUAGUCGCCCCAUGGUUCCAACUUAGAAAUGGUACCCGACAGGGUUGUCCCCUCUCACCAUUGCUCUACUUGCUGACUAUUGAGCCAUUGGCUGAGAAUAUUAGGAAUAAUAAAGAGAUCCAUGGUUAUAAAAUAAUGGAUGAGGAUCAAAAAAUUAGCUUAUAUGCUGAUGACAUUUUAAUUACUCUUACAAACCCUAAAAAUUCUUUGGAACGCAUAAUGCAAGAAAUAGAGCGAUAUAGCUUCAUAUCAAAUUAUAAGUUAAAUAUAAAUAAAUCCUUGAUACUAGAUGUUAACCUAAGUAAAAGGAUACAACGAGAGAUUAAAAACAAAUAUGAUUUUAUUUGGGUUAAAGAAAGUAUGGAUUACUUAGGAAUUAAAAUAACUAGAGAGACAAAUAAGAUUAUGGAAGUAAAUUUCCUAACAUUAUUAUUAGAUCUCAAUAAAUGGUUAAAAGAUCGCAGAAACCUAGAGAUUACUUUUUUGGGGCGAAUAAAUGUUAUCAAUUCAUAUGUUAUACCAAAGUGGAAUUAUAUGUUUCAAAUGUUACCUUUACAUAUCCCAAUCCAUUGGCUUCAAUUAAUACAAAGAAGUUUUACUCAAUACAUCUGGAAAGGCAAGAAGCCGAGAUUGAAACAGUCAAUAUUAGCGCAGAAAAUAUAUAAAGGUGGACUUGAUUAUCCACUCAUAAUGAAUAACUUUAAAGCAGCUAUUACCCUACAUGUCUAUAGAAUGCAAAUGAAAGAAAAUAAAGAUGAGGGAUGGUAUAAAAUGGAAUUGAAGGCAGGAGAAGUUUCUAGCUUAGAUUGUUUAAUCUGGAAUAUAAAUAAAAUGCCAAAGAAAAAAGAAUAUGCCAGUAUUAUUCUAACUCAAUUACUGGAAAAUUGGUUAAAAAUUAAAAAAGUAAUGAAUAUAGAAAAAAAAGUUCCAAGUUAUUUAGAGUUAGAUAUUGUAGAAAAACAAGUGGAAGACUUAAACUUAAAUAAUUGGAAAAAAGUAGGGAUAACGACUCUGGACCAAUUAUUGACAGAAGGAUUAAUUAAAACCUUUGCUCAAAUAACAAAGAUACACAAUCUCCCUCCUAGAGAGGUGUUUAAUUUUUUAAGACUUAAAAGCUAUAUAAAUACACAUCUAAUAAUACCAAAAUCUAAUUUAAGCAAUUCGAUAGAUUUAUUAUUUACAUCAAAAAAAGUUAAUAAACCACUUUCUAAAGCUCUAAUACUAAUUAAAUCAAUAGCUGAAGACACAAAUCCUACUGCUAUACAGGCUUGGAAACAAGACUUGAAUAUCGAUAUAAAUCUGAAUCAAUGGGGUUCUUCAAUGAUGGAUGUUAAGAAGAAUAUACAUUCAUUAAAUUUAUUAGAAACGCACUUUAAAGUUUUAAAUAGGUGGUACUUAGUACCAGCUAAAUUGAAUAAAAUUUACCCUCUAGUAAAUCCUAUCUGUUGGAGAUGCAAUAGUAUUAGAGGCAAUUUUAGACAUAUUUGGUGGGAUUGCUAUAAAUUAAAAAAUCUCUGGUUGAAAAUGCAGCAUUUUAUAUCUAACAAUUUAAAACUCGAGUUGAUUAUCUCUCCAGAGGUAGUUCUACUUCAUCUAAAUUGGCCUCAUAUGACAUAUGAAUUAAAAGCAAUCCUUAUACAUCUGUUUUUAGCGGCUAAAAUAGUAAUUGCGAGAUGGUGGAAAAGGGAUUUAGAAGUCCCCUGGAAGAAAGUUAAAACUCAACUCGAGUUUCAGAUUAGAAUGGAGCUGAUGCUAAGUAAACAAAGACUAAGCAAUAAGAUUUCUGUUUGGUUAAAGUGUAUUGAGAUGAUUGAUGUAUAAAAUAGUGUCGUUCAAUUAACAGUAGAACAAUUCCAUGAACACUGCAAAUAAUUAUGAGAUUUAUCUAAAUGAUAUUACCACUCUAUUAUGGAAGUCUUUCUGAUGUAUUUUUCUUCUCCCUCCCCUAUUUUGCUGCUGUGUUGUUUGUUUGUAUUACAAAUGUAUAUUUGUAUGAUAUUGGUAUUUGUAUGAUAUUUGUAUUUAAUGAGAUUUAAAAGAAAAAAAUUCAAAAUAAAGAUUAAAUAUUCAAAAAAAAAAAAAAAAGCCGUGGGCUGUGGAGGGCAGGAUAGAGUAUUGGACAGACUCUCAGUUAGUGUAAAAGGUAAUGUAAGUACAAUGCACAAUGGUUGGAAUACCUUAAAAGCCGUGGGCUGUGGUGGGCAGGAUAGAGUAUUGGACAGACUCUCAGUUAGUGUAAAAGGUAAUGUAAGUACAAUGGACAAUGGUUGGAAUACAUUGAAAGCCGUGGGCUGUGGAGGGCAGUAUAGAGUAUUGGACAAACUCUCAGUUAGUGUAAAAGGUAAUGUAAGUACAAUGCACAAUGGUUGGAAUACAGUAAAAGCCGUGGGCUGUGGAGGACAGGAUAGAUUAUUGGACAGACUCUCAGUUAGUGUAAAAGGUAAUGUAAGUACAAUGCACAAUGGUUGGAAUACAUUAAAAGCCGUGGGCUGUGGAGGGCAGGAUAGAGUAUUAGAUAGGCUCUCAGUUAGUGUAAAAGGUAAUGUAAGUACAAUGCACAAUGGUUGGAAUACAUUAAAAGCCGUGGUUGGAUAUUCGUUUUCAGUUCAGCUAUUUUGUCCUAAAUUCAUUUGUGUUUUAAUUCACCACAGUUUUAAAAUUUGUAAAUAAGCCUAACAGUCCUUUUUCUAUAUUUAAUCUAAUUACUUAUUGGUAAACACACAGUAAUUGCACUGCACCAUUAAGAUACAUUUUAUUACAAACUGCCAUUUGUCUGUGUAUGGGUCGGUGUAGUGAGCGUUCCAAUUUCAGAAUUCUAAGCUUAAACACAGCUGAAGCAGUUUGUGAUUCCCAAUUCCAGCUGUGACACCAUAAAAUGGGAUUAUUGAUGAUUGAUAGCUAGGAGACAUUCUUUAAAUCUUGAUCAUAUCCACAAAUCAAAUAAUACAUGACCAAUUGAGGAAGAAAAAGGAGGAGCGAUAAAGCCAAUCUAUAAUUCUAUGUUAGCAGGGCCGGUGCAAGGAUUUUUGCCGCCCUAGGCAAAAGUAAAGUUUGCCGCCCCCUCCCCCCCGUGACAUCACAAUGCCCCACCCAUAUGACCUGCCAUGUUAACUAACGCUAGUGCUGCAGUGCCGCUGUGUUUACAUUAAAAGGCCUGCAGGGACAGGCUAUAGACACCAGGACCACUACAUUAAGGUGCAGUGGUUCUGGGGACUAUAGUGUUUCUUUAAUGUGAGGUAAAUUAGAGAUUAGUGCCACGAAUAAUAUACUAGAUUACCUACUUACAAGCAGAUGAGGAUGAUGAUGGGCUCUAGCUGCAGUCUGGCUCCACUGGUCUGGUGUAUAACAGGAUCUCUGGAGGCUGUUUGUAACUGUGGUCACAAAAAUCAAUGUUCUGGGAGAACGGGAAGCAGCUCCAUUUUUUUGGGGGCCCUUUACACAGCUCAAGGUCUGGGUCCCAGGGUCCACCUUCGUGUUCCACCAAUGAGUUUGUUCACAGGGGGUGGAGUGUGUAGGGGAUGUCCUGAUUUGUGUGUAAGGAAUGCAUUGUGUGAACUUUGUUUGUAUGUGUAAGGGCUGCAAGGUGUGUUUCUGUGUAUGUAAGGGAUGAAGUGUGUGAGUCUGUAAGGGGUGCUUUGAGUGUGUUUAAGGGGUGCAUUGAGUGUGUGUAAGGAAUGCAUUGUGUGUUUCUGUGUGUGUAAGGGAUGCAUUGUGUGUAAGGGUUGCAUUGCGUGUGUGUGUGUAAUGCAUUGUGUGUUUUUCUGUGUGCAAGGGGUUCAUUGUCUUUGUGUGUAAGGGGUGCAUUGUGUGUGAUUGUGUGUGUGUGUGUGAUGGAUGUCAAUCUCUCCCCCCUCCCUUGUCACUCUCUUCUCCCCCCCUCCCUUGUUACUCUCAUUCCCCCUCCCUCCCCUGUCACUCCCCCCUCCCUGUCAAUUUCUCUCUCCCCGUCAAUUCCCCUCCCUGUCAAUGUCUCCCCCCUCCCUGUUAGUUCCCCCCUGUUAGUUUCUUCCCCCCACCUCCCUGUUAGUUUCUUUCCCCCCACCUCCCUGUUAGUUUCUUUCUCCCCCCUCCCGUCAGUUUAUUUCUUCCCCCCUCCCCUCCCUGUUUCUUUCUUCCCCCUCCCUGUUUCUUUCUUCCCCCUCCUUCCCUGUUUCCUUCUCCCCCCUCCCUCCCUACCUGUUUCCUUCUCCCCCCUCCCUCCCUCUUUCUUCCCCCUCCCUCCCUGUUUCUUUCCCUCCCUCCCUGUUUCCUUCUCCCCCCUCCCUCCCUCUCUGUUUCUUUCUUCCCCCUCCCUCCCUGUUUCUUUCUUUCCCCUCCCCUCCCUGUUUCCUUCUUCCCCCUCCCCUCCCUGUUUCCUUCUUUCCCCCCUCCCUCUUUCUUCCCCCCUCCCUCCUGUUUCUCCCCCCUCCUUCCCCUCCUCCAUGUUUCCUUCUCCCCCCUCCCUCCCUGUUUCUUUCUCCCCCUCCCUCCCUGUUUCUUUCUCCCCCUCUCUCCCUCCCUGUUUCUUUCUCCUCCUCUCUCCCUCCCUGUUUCUUUCUCCUCCUCUCUCCCUCCCUGUUUCUUUCUCCUCCUCUCUCCCUCCCUGUUUCUUUCUCCCCCUCUCUCCCUCCCUGUUUCUUUCUCCUCCUCUCUCCCUCCCUCUGUUUCUUUCUUCUCUCCUCCUCUCCCUCCCUCUCUGUUCUCUUUUUUUUCCUCUCCCUCUCUGUUUCUUCCUCCCUCCCUCUCUGUUUCUUUCUUCUCCCCUCCCCCCUACCUGUGUAGUAGCGUGGCCGAGCCUAGUAUAGUCCGCGGGUACAGGGAGCUGUUGUUUCCUGUACCCGGCCGGACUAACAGGAAGUGAACACUCAGUGUGCACUUCCUGUUAGUCCGGCCGGGUACAGGAGACAGCUGCUCUCUGUACCCUCGGACUAUCAAUGCUGCCGGGCUCGGCCACGCUACAGCAAAGGAAGCUGACAGGAGGGAGCGCUGAACGCUGAGCGCUCCCUCCUGUCAGCCUCUCCUCAGGUUGCGCCCGGGCGGUGCGGUCCGCCCUCAUGGACGCACCGCCCGGGCAAAGCUGCAGCCGCCUGAGGCUCUCUACAGAGCGCUCGGGCGGCUGCAGCAUGGGGGGGCCGGCGCUCCUGGCGGCGCCCCUUCCCAAGGGGCGCCCUAGGCGGCUGCCUAGUCCGCCUUACAGGUAGCGCCGGCCCUGUAUGUUAGUAUAUUCUUUUCUGCUAAGGUUAUGCUAUUUGUAUGUAUUCGGUUUAUUAGUGUCUGACAUGUGCUGAUUAAACAUUACUAAGAUGUAUGUGUGGACAACACACGGAUAUUGUAAAAUGCUGUGUCUGGUCAUGAGAUAAAUCAUUUUUUCAGAAUUACAAGUUUCGAUUUCAGUAUCUUCCUUGCUUAUUUGUAAAGUGUCUAUUGUAAUUUUUGUUUGUGUUAAAAUCCUUAUUUUGGGUUUUACACAGAUCGACAGUAAUGCACAAUUACAAUUUGGUAACAUUGACAAGUCUAGGCGUGCUUUAACAGCGAUCAGUCCAGGCUCUUAACCACAAGUGUUGGAUCACAGUAACAUUAUACUUCCAGAUACAAUCUUUCAUGUGUUUGUAGCCUGCAGUUCCCUAUUAAACUUGUCUUUGUAGGCAAUAUGGCAGAACAAAUGUGUGUUAUUCGCUAGUGUAGUUGCAAAGUUACAGGUGCUAUGUAACUAGUACUACAUGUUACCAGGACCUCAUGAUAUAUACCUACUCUUCAGGUAUUCUGCCAUCUGUCCCUGUCCCUAGUAUUCUAGAUCCUCGACUCAUCCAACAUCUGUUAUACGUCUGAAAAAAUAAAAUGUAGUAAAAAAAGUGGUAAAAAGGCAUUCAAGGUGAAUAUAAUAAAAAAUGGGAAAAAUUAUAUAUAAAUGCACACCACCUUCAUAUAUAUUAUUAGUAGUACCACAUUAUGUGUGGGAAAAGUGAUAUGCCGCUGCACACUUAAGUGUUGUGAUUCCAGACACAAACACACUCGUGGAGAAAUUUCAAAAGAAUAGAAUAAGUGGAGCGCAAAAUGGCAGAGAAACCUGCCUAUAGACCUUAUGUGAAGAAUUUUUUUAUUUUUUUUUAAAUGUAUACCUACGUUGUAGUAGAUUCUCAAUGGCAUGCAAAGAGAAAAUACAAUAAUAAUCGUGCAGUAUAUCCAAAUAUUGAUAAAAGUAAACAAUUUUAAUAACAAAAAAAAGCAUACGAAAUGGUUAAAUACUGAUUACAGUGUGUAAGUUGGUGAGAUUUAUGCGGGCAGAGAGGCUCCGUUACUCACAAGCGUUCUGUGUCAAAUAUCCAGACAAUUGCAGCAGUCUGCAGAAGAAGUCCCAGAAGUCCUACCGGAUUGAACAAACAUGUGGUUCUGGCUCUGUCCGUGUCCCUCAGCUGUGGUCCCAAUGAGCCGAUAAGCCGGGGAAACUUUAGUCCGGUCACGGGGUCCAGCCUCUAACAGAUAAACAGGGAAUCACCUUUUCAUCUGAAUGCAGUGAUAUAUUGAUGUUUAAAACAAUUUAGAAAAAAAUAACCAUACAGUGGUGUAUAGUACAAACAGCUUUGGCAAUAUAUAUAUCUAAUCAAUAAAAAAACAAUACAGAAUCAAUAAAAAUCAAUAAAAAUUAAAAUUCAACGUUAAGCAGGAAAUACAAAUAUUAAACCCACAAAAUUACAAGAUAGUGCAAUAGCAUUUAUAGUUAAAGGGGAGAAAAAAAUAAUAAAUGUAAAAAAUCUGUUGUGAAAGACACUGAAAAUAUGUAGCACCAAGCUUUCUAAAUAUGUUUUAUACAAUAGUAUAUUGUGGCAUAGAAACCAUUUAUCAAUGUAGCGUAUGAAGAAUAGGAAAAAGCAGAUAAAGUGCAACCGUAUAUAUAUAUCUCGAAAUUGAAUAGGAGCAACGGAGAUGCAAUGAAUAUAUGGUACAAAUAAUCACAAGAUGUUACAUUCAGGAUGUAAAAUAUGAAAAAAAAUCAUUAUAAAGAAUAGCUAUAAAAAAUGGCACAACUCAAAAUCUUUAUUCAUGCCAUUUGGAAUCAAAGUGUCAUUGUAUUCUUUUGUUAUACGUCUACCAUGACAACGUUGUGAGGCUCUACUCAUUGCAUGUGGCUUCUGUUUGGUCUUCCCAUACCCAGUUAUGUGGUGGCCGGACAGCUAUGGUUAAAUAGUCACCACACUAAAAUAGCAAAAUAAAUAAACAAAAUUCCUAUGGGAGCCAAGGGACACUAGAUCCCACCCUUAUGAUUAUUAUUAUUAUUAUUAUUAUUAUUUUAGGGCCACCACCCAGUGUCCAUGGGUGUGUGCCCCCCAUUUAUUAUUAAUAUUAUUAUUAUUUUAGGGCCACCACCCAGCGUCUAUGGGUGCUCCAAUGGACAAGUCCCAGUACCAAAUAGGACCAAACACUGAGUUACAAAAAAAAAUAAAUAGCUUGACAAAGGCCCUAAGGGGUUUGAACGUUGCUUUUUGGUCCUGGAUUCUAAAUAAAUUGCCUUCACUUUGGAAUUCAUUGGAGUGCCUGGAUUUAUCUUUUAUUUUUAAAAUCUGGUGUUUAGUGAAUCACCUAGGGCCGGAUUAACAUAGGGGCUGAUGGAGCUGCAGCUCCAGGCCCAAGCCCAUGAAAUAGGCCCAUAAAAAAAAAACAUUUUUUUAAACUUUUUUUUCUUUUUUUACACACUACUCUUAGGUUUGCAACCUGCCUGGUAUUUUAUUUAUUUUUUUGAGGCUUGCUGGCCGUGCCUGUAUUGCAGUAAUACCGGCAAUACAAAUGCAGAUAUUUUUCUCAGAAUAAACAGAGAUUACUCUGCAAUACCAGCACCAGCCAGUAGGGGUCACUGUGUGUGGAGAGAGGCAGGGAUAGGAAGUUACAGCAUAUCCCUCCCUGCCUCUUUGUACUCACUGAUCCACAGGGGAGCAGCUACACAACACAGAGAGUCCAGACAGCAGCUCACAGCCUGCAGAGAUAGCCUACAGCUCAGGUAAGUGAAGAAUGGGUGGAAAGGCAGCAGGGAGAUAUGGGGACACUGAGAGACUAGGGGACACAUGAGGACACUGGGAAACAUGGGGACACUGGGAAACAUGGGGACACUGAGACACUAGACAUGGGGACACUGGGGACAUGGGGACACUGAGACACUAGAAAUGGGGACGCUGAGACACAUGGAGACAUGGGGACGCUGAGACACAUGGGGACACUGUGAGACAUAGGGACAUUGGGAGACACAUUGUGACAUGGAGACACUAGGCACACAGUGUUUACAUGUCUCCCAAUGUCCCCGUGUCUCCCAGCCAGUGUCUCUAGUGUCUCAGUGUCCCCUAGUCUCCCAGUGUCUGUGUCCCCAUGUCUCUCAGUGUACCCAUGUCUCUUUGUCUCCCAGCCAGUGUCUCAGUGUCCCCAUGUCUCCCAGUGUCUGUGUUCCCAUGUCUCUCAGUGUACCCAGUGUCCCCAUGUCUCCCAGUGUCCCCAAAUGUCUCAGUGUCCCCAUGUCUAUGUCCACAAGUGCCCCAUGUAUCCUAGUGUCCCAAGUGUCUUUGUCCCCAUGCCUCCCAGCCAGUGUUUCUAGUGUCUCAGUGUCCCCAUGUCUCCCAGUGUACCCUAGUGCCCCAGUGUCUGUGUUCCAUGUCUCUCAGUGACCCCAGGUGUCUUAGUGUCGCCAAAUUUCUCAGUGUCCCCAUGUCUCCCAGUGUCUGUCUGUUUGUCUCUGUGUCCCUAGUGUCUGUGUCCCCCUUUCUUCCAGUGUCUCCAUGUCUGGAUCCACAAGUGCCCCCAUGUCUCCCAGUGUCCCCAAGUGUCUUAGUGUCACUGGAUCGCUCAGUGUUCCCAUGUCUCACUGUGUCCCCAUGUCUCUCAGUGUCCCCAAGUAUCCCAGUGACACAGGGCACACUGAGACAUUGCGACACUGCGGGAAAUGGGGACACAGACACUAGGAGACUAGGGGACUGGGCGACAUGGGGACACUGACACUGUGAUACAUAGGGACACUGAUGCCAGGUUGGCCUUCCAAUCAUUUUUUGGGCAUUUUUUGGGGGCAUGUUUGCCCAUUUUGGCUGUUCUGGCCACGUGAUUCACAUCAGUGGCCCACCCUUUUACCCCGCCCAUUGACUUCCUGCUUCAAUGGACACUGCUGUUAGGGGGUAUAGAUUAACUUGAAAGAUAAAAGCAUAAAUUAGAGAGAGAUUAGCAUAGAGUGUGUGUUUUCUUAUAGCUGCAUCCUUUGAGUUUCCCUCCAACACCAUCGCCAUCAGAUACAGGACGCUUGAGAGGUAUGACUGCAUUCAUGUUUUUGGUCGAUAAGAUUCUGUAAUCAGGCCCAUCAUAAUUGUCAGCACUAGGCCCACUGGGCUCUUAAUCUGGCCCUGGAAUCACCCUAUAUAUUUUUUGUACUAUGGUACAGAUAUGUGGUGUGAUUAAGUGUCAGACAUGUUUUUGAUUAUGUAAAAUGUGUAGCGUUUAUGCUGAUGUUAUAUAAUGUAUAUAAUUAACCCCUUAAGGACCGGACUGUUUUUGCGAUGUUGUACAUUUGCGACCAGGCCUCUUUUUGUGGUGUUUGUGUUUAGCUGUAAUUUUCCGCACUCUCAUUUACUGUUCCCAUACAAAUUAUAUAUUGUUUUUUUUCAGGACAAAAGAGGCUUUCUUUACAUAUCAUUAUUUAUAUAAUCUCAUGUAAUUUAAUUUAAAAUAAAUAAAAAAAUAUGGUGUAAAAUUGAAAAAAAUACAUGUUUUUUUACUUGAAAAAUCAUUUACUCAUCUACAAAAGCAAAUGAAAAAACUGCUUAAUAGAUUCAAAAUUUUGUCCUGAGUUUAAAAAUACCCAGUGUUUACAUGCUUUUUUUUGCAAGUUAUAGGCCUAUAGGUACAAGUAGGAUAGUGCGGUUUCAAAACAAAUUAUUUAAAUUUAUCAAUAGUGACAUUGUAACACUAUAAAUCUCUGAAUAACACCCCACAUGUAUGUCCAGUCUUUUUUAGUAGCCACUUGUCGAAAACACUGGCCAAAAUUAGCGGUCAUAUUUGUUUGUGUGUAAAAAAAGUGAAAAACUAAAUUGAAUGCUAAUUCUGCCCAGUAUUUGUGACUAAGUGGCUACUAAAAAAGACUGGACAUACCCCAUUUGCAAUACUUUGGGUUGUCUUCUUUUGCAAAUGGUAUGCCAUCAUGGGGGUAAUUCUCAUACCUGGGCUACCAUACGCUCUCAAAGGCAACGUAACCAACGUAACCAACCUGGCCUUUUUCAAUAUAAAAAUAUUUGAUCACUAUAUUUGACCCUGUAACUUUCAAAAACGCUAUCAAAUCUGUACAUGUAACUUUCUAUGACACCCUAAAACCUUUGGAUGGGGGUUACUGUUAUACUCGGGAGACUUUGCUAAACACAAAUAUUAGUGUUUCAAAACAGGAAAACGUAUCACAACAAUUAUAUCAUCAGUAAAAGUGCUGUUUGUGUGUGAAAAAUGAAAAAAAAAAGUAACUUUCACUGAAAAUAUAAUCACUGUGAUAUGUUUUACUGUUUUGAAUCACUAAUAUUUGUGUUCAGCGAAGUCUCCCGAGUAAAACAGUACCACCCAUGUACAGGUUUUAGGGUGUCAUAAAAAGUUACAGGGUAGAAUAUAGUGCUAGCAAAUUAAAUUAUCUGGACUUUCGGCCUGGGUUGGCAGGCAGGUCCCUCAAAUUGCAAUCAAUAAAAUUACUUAAUUAUGUAAAAAUAUUACAUAAAUACGCACGUAGAAUUUAAAUAUAUAUGCAUAUAUAUAUAUAUAUAUAUAUAUAUAUAUAUGAAGUCUACGUGUAUAUUUAUAUAAUUAUUUAUGGAAUUUUGUAUAUGGACAUAUGUAUAUUUAGUAUUAUUUUUAUUUAUUUAUAUAUACAUAGAUAUAUAUAUAUAUACAAUUUUAUUGUAGGUGUAUUUUGAUAUAAAACAAAAUAUGUGCACAGUAUGGAGGUAAGUGAAUAUUGCAGCUCAAAAACACCUAUGAAGUGGUAUCCCCUACACCACUUAAAAACACAUAAUUAUACAUACAUAUAAAAGGUGGAGCUUUAAAACUGAAAUACAGCAGAUGUUCUGCAAAAUAAAAUUGGUACAGAAAAUAGUGCAAUAUGUCUUUAAAACAUUUUAUUUAAAGGAAUAAGAGAAUAGUUGAACUCACAAGCCUGGAGUCAUACCCUCAUAUGACUCGAGUGGUAUUUGUCCCUGGACCAUUAGGGGUUGUCCAAACCCUUCUUGCCCAGCAUUCUUGGCGGUUUUUCUUCUAUCCCUCGGCUGGCUCCCAAAUAUAGAAAUGCCAGAUAUAAAAAGAUCCUUAAAAAAUAGCUUUAUUUCUCCAAGUAUAAAAACAAAGUAUCAAAAACAAUAUGUUGAGAUCAGGCUGUCAUCACACUCACGACCCCGCUCCUAAGCUGAAUACUCUACUACCUUUUCUUACUAACUAUCUCGCACAUGUUAUAUGCAAAUAGUAUAUGCAAAGGUUUUAUGCAAUUGUUACAAGCAAAUGUUUUCUACAACUGUGAUAAGCUGAUGUCCUAUGCAUGUGUAGAGUAUCCAUAUCCAUACUUAUUCCGGUCCAGACAACAGGUAGCCGCACAACCAAUAUUUACACCUAUACAAGUGUGGAUGGGAUAAACUAACUGUGCUAACCAAUAGCAUCUACAUAAGUGACUACGAUAACGAUUCAACUAGCGUGUAACUCAACACAUAGAUCUAACCACACUAAUACAGCUCAUCUAGUACUGUCACACAUACAUAGUUUCUACUUGUUUCAUUUACCUUAACAAGGGCACUACAAUUGUUUAGUUAUAUUGGAUAAAAAACACAAAAUAUGUGCGACUCUUCAUGCCACUGUCUAACAUGUAUAAAUCUUGCAAUACGCCGUUGUGGCGUUUGUUGGUAUCUUGUAACCACCUGCACAACAAAAAUAAAGAAUUUAUAAAAAAAAAAAACCAAUAUGUUGGUGCCAGAUAUUUCUGGAUAGACUUAAUAGUCCCAAAUAAAGUCCAAAAUGUGUUUCGCCUUAUUAAAAGGCUUCCUCAGUUGGCUGUCGUGUGUCUCCUCUGUUGCUGCAUUCCAACACUCUCACUCCUCAUUCCACUUCCGUGUGUGUUAUUAGAAUCGAGCUUUAUUGUUACACGGCAAAUCUAACAUAUACAGUGUAUUUCAGAAGAUAUGUUUUAGGGACGAUUUGACGUUGUCAUAGCAUCCAAAAUAAAAGAGAUAUGCACUUGUUUACUAAAAGGUGUAUUACCUUAAGCAUAUAUAAAAAUAAAAUGUAAAAAUGUGUCACCUAUAUGUAUUCAAAAUUUUAAAAGUCCUGUCAUUUCCAUCUCAAACCAUUGCGCGCAUCCGCCCCCUACUUAAUGCCAGAUGCGACUAAGGUGUUGGUCCAUUCCACUGUCCUUUCUCGCCUUGAUUACUGUAAUCCGCUUCUCAGUGGUCUUACGAGCUCCCAACUUGCGCCGUUACAGUCCAUAAUUCCUAUAAAAUAUAGAGCUCAAUUUAAAAUUCUGGUUCUUUCUUUCAAAUCUCUACAUAAUGCUGCUCCCACCUAUCUAUCCUCCCUUAUACACAAGUAUGUCCCGUCUAGGCCCUUACGAUCUGCUGAAGACUUACGUCUAUCUUCUGUCCGUACUCCCACCUCUGAUGCCCGCCUUCAGGAUUUCUCGAGGGCUGCACCUGUAACGGACCGUUUCGCACACAAGGGGUAAAAACAGUUUAGGCGAUCGUCCCCCUUUCCAGAGAUACAGGCACAGCUACUGCAGAACCCCAAACUCCCAAACAGGAUACCAAGCAGCACUCCAAACUCCCGAACUGGAACCUCACGAAUAGCUGCUAGCAGCUGAACAGGAAAAGUACCCAAGCAGCUUACACUCCUGGCAAUCAGUCUCUAACAGCAUUGAGUAAAUCCCCCCAAGAACGAGACAAAGCUCCGUGUUGAGGGUCAAGCAGUGAACUGACUGGACUGGCACAUACAGCCUCUUUUAUUCCCAAUCCACAAACUUAGUACUGCCCACAGGGUUUUACAGAACAACCAAUAACACGUACAAUACACUCAGACACUCCCACACAAAAUCCUCCCCUCUGCCUGUGAUACAAUUACCUUACACAAUGGGUAAUCUAAUUAUGACAGACAGAGAAAUACAGUUUCAUAAAACACAUCACAGGGACCCCAAAACAUGCAAUAACCCCCCUGGGUGAACCACAUAUCCAAAAUUCACCCAGAUCUGUUCAGUACUUCGAAAGAUACAGUUUAAUGCAGGUUCUGCAGAACAUAUACAGGCUAAAUGAAAAACAAUCACUGUAUAAUGUGUCCCCUGCUGUAUAGUCCAAAACCACUGCACGAUGUCUCUGUGCACCAAAUACUGGCGAGAUGGCACCGUGUUGAAAAGUCCAAACAGUGUCUGUGAGUUAAAAUGGCCACCAUCCAUUGUUCUCACCAUGUGCUUCAUCCAUUGUUCUCACCAUGUGCCUCUGAUACAGGAAAUGGUGGCCACCCAGUAACUCCAUUAUGUCCCCAGGUGGUUCUUAAACGGCCAGCAGCAGCACAACACAAAUCCAUUAUACCCAAAUCAUGUAUUUAAAGGGCCAUACAUCCCAGGGGCCAUAGUCACAUGGCAGGAGGCUGGCAAUCAGUCUUCUCCAAUGCCCAGUGGCGAGGUCGGUUUCGCCACAGCACCGUUCCUGUGGAACUCGCUUCCCUCCUCCGUUAGAUGCUCACCCAGUCUCCACUCCUUCAAAAAAUCGUUAAAAAUCCACUUCUUCAUAAAAGCGUAUCAAUUAAACUGUUAAUAGCUCCUAACUGAUUCCUCUUCUGCAACUGUUACUAGUCUAAUACUAUCCUUACCUUUUUGUUUCAUUUUACCCCACUCCCUGUAGCAUGUAAGCUCAUGAGCAGGGCCCUCAACCCCUCUGUUCCUGUGUGUCCAACUUGUCUGGUUACAACUACAUGUCUGUUCGUCCACCCAUUGUAAAGCGCUACGGAAUUUGACGGCGCUCUAUAGAUAUCAUAAUAAUAAUAAUAAAAGGGUAUUUACACAAUUUAUAAGAGUUACUUUACUGGACAGUACAGUAUGUGAAGUUAAAACAAUGGUUAAACACAUAUUAAAAUAAAAAUCACAUGAUGUAAUUUAGAAUGAACCAAAUAUAAAAACCUUAUCAAUUCAUAAAAUGGCACAAUUCAAAAUCAUUAUUUAACCCGUGUGGUGUCAUGGUAUUAAAUUUAAAAAUUAAUUUCAUUUCCUCUCUUUCUAUUUUUUUAAUAUAGUCUCCUCCUCUCCAAUCUUUCUUCACAAGUUUUAUAGCACUAAAGAACAUUCCUUCUGGGUUUUUUUGGUGUAUAUUUCUAAAAUGGUUAGAGACACUGUGUGAUUCCACACCAUUUUCUUAUGUGUUCUGCCACCCUAAUAUUAAGGUUUCGAAUUGUGCGACCCACAUAUAGAAGGUUGCACGGACAUUUAAAAAAAUAAAUUACUCCUUUAGAGUGGCAAGUUAGAUGAUCUUUUAUUGAAAACGUUUGAUUUAUAAGGGGUUUUAGAUCAGUUAUAUGUCUUUUUUUUUUAAAUGCUAUACAUUGUCCACAUCCGUAGAAGCCUUUAUUCAUUGUGAUAUUUCUUUAUUACUACUUUGUACUAGAGUAUUUCUCAAACCUGGGCAAGAAGGGUUUGGACAACCCCUAAUGGUCCAGAGACAUAUACCACCCGAGUCAUAUGAGGGUAUGACUCCAGGCUUGUGAGUUCAACUAUUCUCUUAUUCCUUUAAAUAAAAUGUUUUAAAGACAUAUUGCACUAUUUUCUGUACCGAUUUUAUUUUGCAGAACAUCCGCUGUAUUUCAGUUUUAAAGCUCCACCUUUUAUAUGUAUUUAUUUUUUCAAAAGCUGACUCCGACUUAAACGUUUGAUGUGAAAAUUCCUUCUGUCAGGUAUCUCCACUCUUGUGUCCAGCAAUGAGGACUCUAAAGGCUCUCAUAGACACAAUAAAAUUUUAUAUAUUUUUUUGUAUCUUCUUUUUGCAUGUCUAUUAAUAUUAUUACACAUACACUGUUUUUAUUAUACCCUUGCUCUUAUUUAAACUAAAAAGGCAUGUUCAUUUUCCCCAUACCCUUCCUUACACAAGACCCCGCUGUGGUGACCAAACAGAGACAACCUACAACCACUGAGAGGCAACCCAAGGAGGGAGGAAGGGACCAACUAUGCCUGGAAAGGCAAUAAUUAGUGUUUUAAAAUGCCUGACCUAUACAGUUGUGCUCAAAAGUUGGGAGAAUUGGUAAUAUAUGAACCAUUUUUAAAGAAAACACUAGUGAGCAAGCAAAACACAUUUCUUUUAUUUUUUAUGGGGCUUCAUAUUCAACUGUAGGUUAUAACAGAAUGGCCCAAUCAUAAAACAAAACAUGGCAACAAAGAAAAAGGAAACAACCCAUGUUCAAAAGACAAGCAUACCCUUAUUUCCUAAUACUGUGUAUUGUUCCCUUUAGCUUCAAUGACAGCGUGCAGUCUUUUGUAAUAGUUGUCUAGAUGGCCUCUAAUUAUUGCAGGUGGUAUAGCUGCCCAUUCGUCUUGGCAAAAUGCCUCCAGGUCAUGCAAAGUCUUUAGUCAUCUUGCAUUAACCGCACAUUUGAGAUCUCCCCCAGAGUGGCUCGAUGAAAUAAAAGUCAAGAGACUGUGAUGGCCACUCCAGAACCUUCACCUUUUUUUUUUUUUUGCUUUAACCACUGGAAGGUCAACUUGACCUUGUUCUUAGGGUUAUUGUCAUGCUGGAAAGUCCAAGAGCGCCCCACGUACAGUCUUCGUACAGAAGAAUGCAAAUUGUCUGCCACUAUUUUCUGAUAACAUGCUGCAUUUAUCUUGCCAUUAAUUUUCACAAGAUUCCCUGUGCCUUUAGACCUCACACCCCUCUAAAACAUCAGUUAGCCACCACCAUGCUACUCAGUGAAGAUGGUAUUCUUUUCAAUAUAGGCCUUGUUGACCCCUCUCCAACCACAGCACUUAUGGUUGUGACCAUAAAGCUCUAUUUUGGUCUUGUCACUCCAAAUUACAGUGUGCCAGAAGCUGUGUGGCAUGUCAAGGUGUUGUCGGCCAGAUUGUAACCAGGCUUUUUUGUGGCAUUGGCACAUUAAAGGCUUCUUUCUCGCAACUCAACCAUGCAGCUCAUUUUACUUCAAGUAUCAUCGUAUUGUUCUCCUUGAAACAACUACACCAUCUUUUUCCAGAACAGCCUGUAUUCCUCCUGAAGUUACCUGUGGGUUUUUCUUUGUAUUUCGAAACAAUUCUUCUGGCAGUUGUGGCAGAAAUCUUUCUUGGUCUACCUGACCUUGGCUUGGUAUCAAGAGAUCCACAAUUUUCUCACCAUGGCACAAGCAUGGCUUAAACCCGAGAUCCCCCAGAUCAAUAUGGUACAUCAUGGACCACCUCACAGCACCGGUGAGAGGCACCUUGAAAGCAUAUGAAAAGGUCUGGGAACCCUGGAAGGCAAGUGAUAGAGAGAGCUGAGGUAGGAUCAGGAAAUGGGGCACUGCCAGCACUAACCAAACCCGAACGUAAUCCAGACGAAACUCCGAUCUCCGCCUGAGGGGCUCCCCCCUAUACCCCUCUCCUCUUUUUUUCUUCUCUAUCCAUUACUCGUUUUCUUAUAUGUCAUUGGGAGAAACGGAGCAUAUACAAAAACCUAAAAUUGACCCAAAAGUCAAUGACAGAAAGGACUUUGUGGGUAGUAAUGGUCAUAAACCUUAAAUUGAUUAAAUAAGAAAAUAAAUUACCAUGGAGGACUGGAAGAGGAAAAGGUAAAUUACCGUUCCUCUACCGGUCUCCUGCAGUGUACCCACAACGAUGGAAAUGACUCAUAGAGCUGAAAAAACUAAGUUAAAAUACCUAAUACAUCUUUAUUGAGUUAUACUAAAACGUGAAUUAAUGGUGAAACACAAAAUCAAACGUGCUGGUGAUUCUUAAAAAGGGGGAAGACUUGAUGCAGCCUAUACAAAAUCUCCUAAUAUAUUCAGGGUCAUUGGUAUGCAGUGUAAUGAAAAAGUUAAUAAGCUGAUGCAGUCAAACUAUAAUGGUCAGAGAAGUUUUCAUUUAAGAAACAUUCUAUCAGGACUUAAAAUGUAAGGUGAAACACACAGGGUCUGGGAACCUAGAUCGUACUGGAAAAUUACUUAAUUAGGGUAUAUAUGGUAAUACUCAGAAAAAUGUCUAAAGUAUACCCAAUAAAUGUUAACAAUGUAUAAAUUUGUUUCAAUAUUGGAGCGUACCAAAAAUUCAAAAAGUGAGAGUCUAAAACCCCCAGGUCUAAAGCCCCAGGUCCUCCAGAUAUAUUGCCAGAGAAAACAAUACAGGUUAGCUGGCUAGAAACGGAGACCACAAAUUGAUGCCACCCACCAUGAGCGGAGGGCGUCCAAAAUAGACAAAGCACUCUACAAAGGUGUCCAAUCUUCUAACAUGUUAAUUGUUAACCGUUAAUAUGUUAACAUGUGUCGCCAACUCGACAGUAUAAAUGUAUGUACGAUGUUAUGCCUACUUAAUUGCCAAAGUGCAAUGUAACAACACGCCAAAAAUAAAAGAAUUUAAAAAAAAAGAGAUCCUCAAUUUUUCAAUUUCUGAUGGAACAUUACUGACUGGUAUUUUCAAGGCUUUGGAUAUCUUCUUUUUUCUUUUCUUUUUCUAAUUCAAACAAAAGGGCAACAUUUAUUUUAUUACAUGUUACAAUAAAUGAGUGUUGUGCACAACAGCUAACAACUAAACCUAAUUUGGUUUCUAGGUUCAGGUUUUAUGUAGAAAACAAUAAACAGAAAACAUUAGUUUUACAAUAAAAACAGAACAGAAUCCUUAAAUAACAAUUAAAGGAACACCCCAAGCACCAUAACCCCAUAUGGUGCCAGAAGUGCCCCCGCAACGUCCCACAGGAAGUACACGAGCCUCUUAAUUUCAGCAGCUUACUUGGGUCCUGCUUUGCGUGGCUGCACACAUUGACUUAGACCACCCAGCUGAUCCACCCAGCUAACAACUGUAACCCUGAACGGUGGAGCUUAGCUCAGUGGAUCUAACUGGAAGCAUUUCAGGAGCUUUUUGCAGCAGAGGAGUGUUGGCUGCAAGUAUAACCCACCACACUACAACCACCACAGCAGCUUAGCCUAGUGGAGCCAACUGGAAGCCUUGCAGGAGCUUUUUGCAGCAGAGGAGUGUUGGCAGCAAGUAUAACCCACCACACUACAACCACCACAGCAGCUUAGCUCAGUGGAGCCAACUGGAAGCCUUGCAGGAGCUUUUUGCAGCAGAGGAGUGUUGGCAGCAAGUAUAACCCACCACACUACAACCACCACAGCAGCUUAGCUCAGUGGAGCCAACUGGAAGCCUUGCAGGAGCUUUUUGCAGCAGAGGAGUGUUGGCAGCAAGUAUAACCCACCACACUACAACCACCACAGCAGCUUAGCUCAGUGGAGCCAACUGGAAGCCUUGCAGGAGCUUUUUGCAGCAGAGGAGUGUUGGCAGCAAGUAUAACCCACCACACUACAACCACCACAGCAGCUUAGCUCAGUGGAGCCAACUGGAAGCCUUGCAGGAGCUUUUUGCAGCAGAGGAGUGUUGGCAGCAAGUAUAACCCACCACACUACAACCACCACAGCAGCUUAGCUCAGUGGAGCCAACUGGAAGCCUUGCAGGAGCUUUUUGCAGCAGAGGAGUGUUGGCAGCAAGUAUAACCCACCACACUACAACCACCACAGCAGCUUAGCUCAGUGGAGCCAACUGGAAGCCUUGCAGGAGCUUUUUGCAGCAGAGGAGUGUUGGCAGCAAGUAUAACCCACCACACUACAACCACCACAGCAGCUUAGCUCAGUGGAGCCAACUGGAAGCCUUGCAGGAGCUUUUUGCAGCAGAGGAGUGUUGGCAGCAAGUAUAACCCACCACACUACAACCACCACAGCAGCUUAGCUCAGUGGAGCCAACUGGAAGCCUUGCAGGAGCUUUUUGCAGCAGAGGAGUGUUGGCAGCAAGUAUAACCCACCACACUACAACCACCACAGCAGCUUAGCUCAGUGGGGCCAACUGGAAGCCUUGCAGGAGCUUUUUGCAACAGAAGAGUGUUGGCAGCAAAAAGCUGCCAUGGUUGUGACCCAAAAUCAGAAUCAAUCUUACAUAUGUACCAUCUUAUUAGCUGACCUAGUGUAGUUAUAGGAUUAGGAUCUGUCGGAGUGAUUUAAUUUAUAUUAAACUAAUUCAGUUAUUUUCUAAAGUCGCAAUCCAUUUAAUGUAUUGCUGUUGUUUAUUUAGAGAAUGUAUAGAAGAGGCAGGGAGAUCUUUCUCCAUGCAAAGCUGAAAUAAUAAUUGGUCAGUAAAAUGUCUCCUUUCAAAAGGAAGAUACGAUUUCCACUGUCUUGCUAUCACAAUCUUGGCAGCUAAUAAACAAUGGGUUACAAGACAUUUGGAUGAGGGGAGGGAUAACUUCCAGUUCAGAUGUAGUAAGGUCGUAUCAGGGCUUUGAUUAAUUGAAAUAUUGAACAAGGAAUUUCAAAGGGCCAUCUCCAUAGGCAUUUUACUAAUUUACAGUACUACCAAAUAUGAAUAAGGGACCUGUCCAAACAUCCACAUCGUCAGCAAUGAGGGAGUUGAGCAGGAUACAUCUUACUUAAUCUAUCUGGUGUUAAAUACGAUCUGUACAUAAUCUUAUGUUGACACUCUAUUACAUUUCAAACAAUGGAUAUGUUUACGAAUGUCUUUAAAGGUAGAGCACCAUUCAUUAUCAGAAAUAUCAAUGUCUAGUUCUUUUUUCCAUUUAUUGACAAUAUUUAGAGGAUGUUGAUCUGAAGUGUGAAUCAGAUUGGUGGCCUUGGAGAUAACUCUUUUAACCCUCAUAUAAUUAAAAAUGUCCUGAAGAAGAGAAUUGCUCUUAGAAGCAGACUUCAAUAAUUACGUAUUUAGGAAGUUCCUAAACCUAAAAUAUGAAAAAAGCUCUCUAUUAGGGAGGUGAAAUUUGUCUUGAAUAUCAAGGAAAGGUAAGAUUAAAUCGUUAUGAAAACUCUCUUUACAGGACCAUUGGGAAUUGGGCCAAUUUUGUAGUGAUAUAUCCUGCAUAUGAUCCUCCUAUACAGCCAAAUUACAUGUUCCCAUUAUGUUAUUUGAGAUUUUCAACCGUUUCUUUAGAAUAUCCCAUGCCCUUAUAAUUUGUGAUAGAAUUAAGGAUUUAUUGCUUAGUUCUUCUGUGGCUUUUGUAUUACUAUCAAGCCACAGAAAAAAAUCUAGUCUGUCUCUAUCAGUGGCCUCUGAUUCGAUCGAGUACCAUACUUGUUUUUUGAAUGAAUCAACCUGAAGUUUGCAAAUGUGACCUAUAAUAUUAGCAGAGUAGCAGAUUCUUAUAUCAGGGUAUUUAAGGCCACCCAUGUAGUAUUUUUUUAGAUACAAUUGUUUUACUGAUUCUAGGUUUUUUUGGAUUGCCAAACAUAGGAUUGGAAACUAGAUUGUACAAUGGUAAGCCAGUGGUUCAAAAUUUGCAAGGGGAUCAUCCUAAAUAGGUAUGACCAUUUGGGAAUUAUGUUGGAUUAUGUUUAUCCUACCGGACCAGGAGGAAUCAAGCAUACACCAUUCUUUUAACUUUUUAUUUGUGUAUUUUAGAAGAUUCAGAACAUUUAUCUCCAUAAUUUUGUCAACAUGUGUUGAGAUUGAUACACCUAAAUAGGUGAAAGUAUUUUCGGGCCAUAUAAAGUCAUAACGGUCUCUUAAGUCUUCCGGGCUAUAAUUAUCAACCUUAUUAAUUAUAGCUGUAGAUACUUAUACAUUUAACUUAUAAUUAGAUACUUUCGAGUAUCAAUUUAUUUCAAACAUAACAUGGGGUAGGGAAAUUUCUGGGGACGUGAGUGUUAAUAAUAUACCGUCAGCGUACAGUAAUAUUUUUGCCUCUAAAUUUUGGUUGAAAAAAAACCCCUUUAUGUUUGUAUUAGAUCUAAUAUUAAUUGCUAAUGGUUCCAAGGUGAGUAUAUAAAGAAGAGGAGAUAGGGGACAACCCUGCCUUGUACCAUUUUUCAGGGUAAACCAACUUGUUAGGAUAUUUACCCCGACUGUUCUUGCUGUGGAUUCCGUAUAAAGGGCCAUAAUAGCAUCGUGGAUCUAUCCCACAAAGCCAAAAGAGGUCAGGGUCUUAUCAAGGAAUCCCCAGCUGACCCUGUCAAAGGCCUUCUCCACGCCCAAUGACAGGGUCAGCAAUGGAACCCUCUUCCGUCCUGCGCCGUCCAAUAUAUCUAUAAUUCUUCUGGUACAAGACUCAGAAGAUCUGCCUUGAAUAAAGCCCACCUGGUCCGAAUGGACAACUCUUUCCACAUAUGGCUUAAGCCUAUGUGAUAGAAUUGCUGCAUAGAUUUUCAUAUCAGUAUGUAUUAAUGAAACUGGUCUAUAAUUUUUUACAUCUGUUGGAUCUUUGUUGGCUUUUAAAAUUGGCAGAAUAUUAGCCGUAAGAGGCAGACUGAUUUCUUUUUUCAAAAUUUUAUAAAAAGAGUUACUAAAUCCAUCCGGACCAGGGGCUUUGAUAGUUCAAGUCUAUCUAUUUCCCUUUCUACUUCCGUUAUCGUGAACUUGCAGUUAAGUUGGUCCAGAUCCAGACUAGUAAUUCUUGGGAUUGAAGUGUCUGCUAAGUAUUAUUUUAUUUCUGUAUUAUUUGAGGGGGCAUCCAGGUUGUACAAAUUACUAUACAAUUCAUUAAAUAAAUGACCAUUUUUUUCUGGGGAGGAAUAAGUAAUUUGUUUGUCAAUUAAUUUGUUAACCCUAUUAGUUGCAUUAUGUUUCUUUAAUCUCCUAGUUAGUUUCUUGUUGGCUCUGUUACCUUGGUAAUAGGUAUUUAUUCUCAGUUUAUUUAUUGUUUUCUUUAUUUUUUCCUCUACUUUUAUAUUAAUUUGGUUUUGUAGUAUCGCUAACAUUGACCCAUAUUGAGACAAUGGAUGGUCUUUGUUUAGUUUAGAGAUAUUAGAGCGUUGUAUGUUUAGAUUGGAUCAGGUCUUUAUUAAUCAUAUUUUUAGCUUUCUUUUCUAUUUCUAUGAGAUAACCUCUUAUAACUAAUUUGUAUGUAGCCCAUAGAAUAGAGUCUGAGGUGUCAGGGUUGGAGUGUUCUAGCCAAAAGAGUUUAGAUAACUCAGUUAUAGAAUCCUGAUUAGUUCUAAGUUUAAAAAGAGACUCAUCUAUUCUCCAUGCGUUAGUAGAUUUUAGUAUUAAUUUGCCUAUUUGUAGUAUCAAAGAACUAUGGUCGGACCACGUGUUUUCUUUGAUUUGGAUUAUUUCAAUUUCUUUAAGCGUAGUAGAUUUAACUAAACAUAGGUCAAUUCAUGAAUAUGAGUUAUGAACUUUCGACAAGUAUGUAAAGUCGGAUAAAACCAGGUGAAACACUCGUCAUGUAUCAUACAGCCCAUAUGUCGCACAUGAAUUAGUUAAUGCCUUGGCUUUCUUACAUAUAGAAUAGACACCAUGCCAACUAGCACCCCAGGGUGUUUUAAUACUGAAUACUAUGUGUAUACAGGUGGUACUGAUUAUAUGUAACCGAUAAUGUACUAAGGAGACUUACUUUGUAUGUAGCCCAUAGAAUAGAGUCUGAGAUGUCAGGGUUGGAGUUUUCUAGCCAAAAGAGUUUAGAUAACUCAGUUAUAGAAUCCUGAUUAGUUCUAAGUUUAAAAAGAGACUCAUCUGUUCUCCAUGCGUUAGUCCCCUUAAGGACAGAGCCAAAUGUACACGUUGUGAACAAAACAAAAUGUAAACAAAACCGGGCAUUUGCGCUACAUGUCUGGCCAACCAUAAUUCACCUCUUUCAUAGUAAAUGCAUCCACCCUUAUUAUAUAUCAUUUUAUUUAGGGGAAACAGGGCUUUCAUUUAAUAUCAAAUAUUUAGCUAUGAAACAUAACUUAAUAUGAAAAAAAUGGGAGAAAAUACGAUUUUUUUUGGAUUUUUUUAGUUCUACAUGACAUUUUAACGGUCAAUGUCAUAAUACUGUUUUCUUUUACUGCAAUAAAAUACACAUAUUUGUAUUCAGCAAAGUCUCACAUGUAAGACAGUACCCCCUAUGUACAGGUUUUAUGGCGUUUUGGGAAGUUACAGGGUCAAAUAUAGCACAUUACAUUUGAAAUUGAAAUUCGCCAGAUUGGUUACGUUGCCUUUGAGACUGUAUAGUAGCCCAGGAAUGAAAUAUACACCCAUAAUGGGAUACCAUUUGCAAUAGUAGACAACCCAAGGUAUUGUAAAUGGGGUAUGUCCAAUCUUUUUUAGUAGCCAUUUGGUCACAAACACUGGCCAAAGUUAGCGUUAGUAUUUGUUUGUGUGUGAAAAAUGCAAAAAACGCCAAUUUUGGCCAGUGUUUGUGACUAAGUGGCUACUAAAAAAGACUGGACAUACCCCGUUUGCAAUACCUUGGGUUGUCUACUAUUGCAAAUGGUAUGCCAUCAUAGGGGUAAUUUUCAAUCUUGGGCUACCAUAUGGUCUCAAAGGCAACCUAACCAAUCUAGCAAAUUUUAAUGUGAAAAAAAUGAAACGCAAGCCUUAUAUUUGACGCUGUAACUUUUGAAAACACCAUAAAACCUAUACAUGAGGGGUACUGUUGUACUCGUGAUACUUCGCUGAACACAAAUAUUUGUGUUUCAAAACAGUAAAAAGUAUCGCAGUAAUAAUAUCAUCCGUGUAAGUGCUGUUUGUGCGUGAAAAAUGCAAAAAACGUCACUUUUACUGGCGAUAUUAUCGUUGUAAUACAUUGUACUGUUUUGAAACACUAAUAUUUGUGUUCAGCAAAGUCUCCCGAGUAGAACAGUACCCCCCAUGUACAGGUUUUAUGGUGUCUUGGAAAGUUAUAGGGUUAAAAAUAGUGCUAGCAAAUUAAAUUCCCUUUACUUUUGGCAUGGGUUGUCAGGCAGGUCUCGCUAAUUAUAAUUAAUUAAGAUACCUAAUUAUGUAAAAAUAUUACAUAAAUAUAUAUGUAGAAUUAAUAUAUGUAUAUAUAUAUACGUAUGUGUAUAUAUAUGUAUAUAUCUAUAUCAUUUUUUUUAAAUAUUUUUAUUUAUAUAUAGGUAUAGAGAUAGUGAUAUAUACGUAUAUAUUUAUGUAUAUAGAUAUAUAUAUAUAUUAUUUCGUUCUAUGUGUAUUUUGAUAUAUAUAUAUGUGACGAGACCAAUCUCGCCACAUUGCAUUGGAGAAGCCUGGUUGCUCGCCUGCUGCCUUUGGUCUAUGGCCCCAUGUUAAAAGACUUUGUUUCGCCUGCAGAAAAGCUGUAUUCUUGCUUUUCUGCCGGUUGUUCGGUAGAUUCAAUCUACCGAACAACCGCACGAAUGAAUAGACCACCUGGGAGCUGGAGUGUGCCGGCAAUUAACCUCCCUGAAGCUGCGGUUAACCGCAGCUUAAUUGACAAUUACUGGGUGGUCGCGGUUACACCUAGCCGCCACACGAUGGUGGUGUUAUGGAAGCCAGCGCUUGUUCUACCCAGCGGCAGGACACCAAAAGCGGACACUUUUGUCUUACAAGCCCCGCUGAGGCUGGAAGUCUGCAAACCUGUUCGGGAACCGAACAACGGAGCAUUCGGGACUUUUAGUGCUGCAAUUGUAUUCGGUGUGCAAGUACCCAGAUAGCCUGCCAUGGAGCCUGUUCGUGGAAUUAAAGACUUUGGCUCCAUGGCGAUUAAACUGUAUUCGUGUGGUCUGAGCGCCAUUCGCUUAAUAAUGUGCACUCAGACCUGAGCUAUCUGGGGAUAUGUUAAAUGUAUAGUUUUAAUGUAAUGUGUCUUACAUGGUGUAUUUUAACAGUAAUGCUUGUUUUAGUAUCCCCAUGUGCAUAAUGGCGAUUUGCCUUUGUCUUGGGAGAUAAUUUAAUUACUUCUCAAUUAUCUCCCAGGGCAAAGGGGAGGAAGCCAGGAUGCAUUGUGGGAAUAUAUUGUGACUGUGUGUCCUAUUUGUCUGCUUGUCUGUCCCUUGUCACAGUCUCCCAUUUGGUCCCUUAGGGGAGUGUCCACCAGGUGGGAGACCUGCAUAAAAGCCGGGCAGGUAGCCCUCAUUAAACAGACCACUGCUUGACCCUCAACACGGAGCCUUAUCUCGUCUUUGGGGGAAUUUACUGUAUGCUGAUAGAGACUGAUUGCUAGGAGUGUAAGCCGCUUGGAUGCUUUUCCUAUUCAUCUGGUAGCAGCAAUUCGUACGGUUCCCGUUCGUCUGUUUGGAGUGCUAUAUUGGAUGCCGUUCGGGAGCUUGGAGCAUUCACUUAUUGGCGAUUCGUGUGUUUGGUGUUCUGUAGUAGCUGUGCCUGCAUCUCUGGAAAGGGGGCCGAUUUUGUGCAAAACGGUCCGUUACAAUAUAUAUAUAUAUAUAUAUAUUAAUUUCACAAUACAGUUAGAACGAAAUAACACACAUCUAUAUAUUUUUUAAUUAUUUAUUUUUAAUUUUUUUUUAAAUUUUAUUUUUUAACGUAUUUACAUAUUUUUUUUUAUAUUAUAUAUAAAUAUAUAUAUAACAAUAAUUAUAUAUAUUUAAUCAGUAUCAGUCUACGUGUAAUUUGAUAUUAAUAUAUAUAUAUAUAUAUAUAUAUAUAAUUAUAUAUAUAUUAAUAGUAAAAUACACCUAGACAGUGUACGUGUGUGUAUGUAUAUGUGUCUAUAUAUACUUAGCUCAUAUAUAUAAUAUAUAUAUAUGAUUUAAGUAUAUAUUAUUAUUUUUUUUACACUUUUUAAUUUAUUUGAUUUUAUUUCCAGCCAGCAGGGGGACCACCUGUCAUUACAGGCAGGCCCCCUGCUGGCAAUGCUGCAGCCAGCUACCCCCGGCCAUGUGAUUGUGGGGUCCUCGCAAGGACCUCACUCUCACAUGGCCGGGGGGUUUCCAGGGGGUCGGCCAUGCCGCGGGGGGCUCCCUGGGAGUCACCCCAACCACGAUCGCCGGCGUGGGAUCGCCUGCGACCGGGUAAGUAGGAAAAGACCGGAGGGUGUACUAUUUACCGUUUAGAGCCGCUUAGAAUAGGGCGUAAUAGUACGCCCUCCGGUCUUAAGGGGUUAAGAGCAGUAUAAUAUAAAAUAAUAUAAUAUAAAAUAAUCAAUUGAAAGAAUAUAAUAUACUACCUAUAACCAUGAGUAAUUAUCAUGAUAGCAUCCUUGUCUUUGAUGUGCUAUGUAGACUAUUAGGAUAGAAAGUAACAUUACUGUCAGUACAUUUAGAUCGAUAUCCAAUGUUGGUAUCGAAAUUCUUUGUUACAUACAGAGGUCAUUAGCAUGAUUUCUUUUAUAAGGAGUCUUUGAUUCACCCUUUAAUAUGCCCAUCAGUUGGGCUAUACGAACGCCCUGCCAUACAGGGUAUAUACCCGUUAGAAAGAAAGAAUAAGUCCACCUAUAGAAACGCCCAAAUGGGCGGUACUUAGAAUAGACGAAAAUAUUAUUCAUGUAAACUGGUGCUAUAGUUACCGGCUUCAAACAAGAAGUCAGAUGUGCCCCUAAUAAACGCCAUGGGGCGGGGCUAAAAGGAAGAAUCAGAUAGACCCGCAGUUACACAGGUUACCUCUGAUUUUGGCGCAAGGGAGACAUGCAUGUCUGUGUUUCGGAUUGGCUCAGAGGCUAAUACCAUUUGGUACAAAUUAUUAUCUGAUCAGUGCCACACUCACCUUUGACAAAGGCGCUUCAGUAGUGCCAAAACGUACGUUAGGUCUUAUGCUUUUUUUGUUUUAACCACAGCACUGUUCUAUGUGCUCACUUGGUGGGGGAGAGAGAUUAAUUUAAGUCUAUAUAGUAUUAGGCUUAGUUAGAUGAUAUAAGAAUACAAGCAGACACUUUUCGAGUGUAGAAGCUCAUUGCUACAAUUAGAGACAGCUUAUUUUUCUUACACCGACGGAUACAAUUUAAUAAAUUAUGGCCUUUGUGUUAAUUAUACUUUUAGAUGUUCUAGCUAAGGAUAGUUUAUUUACUUACUUUUUUAUCUACUCCUUCUUAGUUUAUUAGUUAACAAUCAAGGAUACUCUGUACCCACCUUAUAUAGAGCAGUAUCAGUUUUCUAAGUGCCAUUCUAAGCUACGUAUUGUGAGCAAUCUAAUUUAGUAUCCAGAGCAUUUAGUCUAUCUCUCAAUUGAGGACGUAUUCACCUAUUAUCUAUGGAUUAUUACUAAGACUGAAAUGCAAAUGGUGUCAGUAUAGAUCAUAGAGAACUUACUCAAUUAUUAAGAUCUAGAAUACUGUAUGACUUUCUAUCUCUUAGCACCACUCUAUACCUGCAUAUUUCUAUUCUUGUAUAGACUAAGGUCUCUCCUGUGUGCUUUUCUUAGAUAUGAUGGGUUUUAUUUAAGUUUUCUUUUCUCUUGGGGAAUUUAUGCCCUAUAAUAAUGGUGUUUUUAAUUUGUAUAUAUACGUGCAAUGCCCAGAGAUCCCUUUUUUGGUGCUCCCAAAGCUUAUUUCGCAAGGGAUCACCUGCAGUUUAAGUGUUGUGUAUACAUCUAAGGGUUACCCCCUAUAUGGGGUUCUGUGGACACACUUUAGAUUCCGAUAGUUAGGAAUCUUACACUAUUGUAUUUGUUUUCUUACACACUUGCCCAACAGACUCCAAGUUGUUUUGAGAUUUCUUAUCGACAUUUGGGUCCAUAACACAAUUGAAGUCUCCUGUAAUUAUUAAAGUACCUAUAGUUAUAUUUUCUAACCUGUUCAUAAUUUUGGAGAAGAGUGCAGUUGUAUUGAGGUUUGGCAAGUAGAUAUUAACCAAAGUAUAUGUCAGUCUCAAUUGUACAUAUAACAACCAGGAAUCUACCACUAGGGGCACUAUCUAUUAAUUUUAUGUUGUGUUUUAUGUUUGAGUCAAUAAUAAUCUCUACUCCGCGCUUCUUAUCUUCAUUAAGAGAUGCUUGAUAUAUUUGUAUUUUUCUCCUCCCCAUCUUUGUGGUUCUGAUUUCAGCCAGUGGGUUUUUUGUAUAAAGGCUAUUUGUACCUCAUUAUAUACCAAGGUAUCAUAUAGUAAUUGUUUUUUCCGUCUUGUAUUUAAGCCCUGUACAUUAAUGGACAUAAGUCUUAACAUCUAAGUUUUGGGGUUUUGGGAGACUCUGGUUGGGAUAAACCUAUAAAUGAAGUUAAAGUUAUCAUGACCAAUUUUGCUGUAUAGGACUUAACUAAAAAUACAAACAAUAUAACAGUCGCACAAAAAGAAAAUACAUAGAGAACACACAUCAGAUGGGGCAACACAAUUCCAUCAACAGUUAAUACAUCCCCAUGAUCUAAUAUCCAUGGGUUCUCCUAUCUUCCAAAAAAUAGAGGAUUAGGAAUAACUGUGAAUAUUCACAGAAAGAGAAGUUGAGACUGGAGUCACAAGGGUUUAGCGAGCCAAUGUAUUGAAUUACAGACGGGGCGAGAGGGGGGAAAAAGAAAAAAAACAUAUUUUUUACAUCUUGUGAUACCAUCAAUAUAAAAUUUUCCUUGACUUAAUGCGUAAACAAUUUUAUGAAUAAUGCUUUUUCUUUUAGAAAUACUUUAGCAUUAUAUUUGAGCAAGACUACAUAUAAAAAUUUGUCAUUAUACUAAAACACCAUUGUGUUACUAAUUGAAGCCUUUAUGAAAAAAAAAACCUUUAUAAGAAAAAAUAUAUAUUUAUGUAUAUUUUACAUCUUGUGAUACCAUCAAUAUUUAAUUUCCUUGACUUAAUGUGUAAACAAUUUUAUGAAUAGUGCUUUUUCCUUUAGAAAUACUUUAGCAUUAUACGUGAGCAAAACUACAUAUAAAGAUACGUCAUUAUGCUAAAACAUCCUUGUGCUACUAAUUGAAGUCUUUAUAAAAAUAAAUGAAUUUAAAAAAUGAACUAUUUACAUCUAGUGAUACUAUCAAUAUUCAGAUUUAAUUGACUAGUGAAUGAACAUUUUUUUAAAUAGUACUUUUCCUUUUAAGAUAUUCUAAAGUUAUAAGUGCACAAAGCAGAUUGUGUAAAGAGAUUCUUCCUUAUGCUAAAAUUAUACCAAAACAGCCUUAUACUGAUAAUGAGACCUUUAUAGUAAAAAAAGAAAAUUCAACAAAAAAGGGAUGCAUCUUUUUCUUAUUUAAACCUUUCCUCAUUAAACCCGCCCGUCUCAAUGUUAAAUUUAUGAUAGGGCUCAAAUUAAAUGGGAGAUUAGUGCAGAGAUUUAAUUUUCAUCCAAGCCUUAAGCUUAUCUGGGUGAUCAAAGGACUCUGUAUGGCCGUCCAUAUGUAUGAUCUGUGGGGAUAUUUAUGGGAUGAUAAUUUUAAGCAGUCGAGAAUUGCCCACUAUUUCAAUUCUCUUAGAUCUUAGAGAUCGUUUAUCAAAUAAGUGAAAAGUAUUCCAUACAAUUAAAUCACAAUUUGUUAUAAAAAUAGAUUUAUUUUUAUUGUAACAAAUUAAUUAACAAUAUUAUUAGGCAACAUGGAUGAUAAUAAUAAGUGAAUAUUUAGUAUAACAUAGUAUGCAAUACAAUGGAAUGGCUAUACACGUUUCAAUGGCUAAACAGCAUUUUCUGUCAAGACUUACAUGAUUUAUGAGGGUAUCCUUACAGACAAAAAGUGAAGCUUUUCACAGCAAGGGGCCAUAAAACCCUGGCUAACAGUUAGAUCAACUGAGUAACCCUUUCAAUGCUGGCUAGAUCCUCCUAGGCAUAUAGUAUCCUAUUCUCAUGUGAUUUUCAAUUAAAAUACAUUUAAACCAGCUCAUUAGUCAUUUCCUGGAACCAUCCAAUAAGAAUAAUCUACCAGAUUUUUACAAAAGCCGAAUUUAAUUUGUCUAAAAGAUAUCUUAUAUUAUAUUAGAGCAAAUCAAUACACCUGGAUACAAAAAGCUGUAUGCUAACACGUGAUACUAUCACAUUAAUAUAUAAUUAUUCUUAAUUCCACCUGCAGAAUGGAAUGUUUAUAACUAUAUAUUCUUUAGUUAACUAAAAUUUCUAAAUAUUGAAAUCUGACCAUGAUUUAUCCAGUCAUAUAUCAUGCUAUUAGUAAAUUUUAAUUAAUUUAAAUUUAUUAAAUAAAACCAGCAUAAUUACGAGUUAUGUAGAUAUUCUCAUCAGAUGAGUAGGUAGUCCCAGAGACUUUACUGGUUGUAUGUAGGUGCAUGAGUUAUAGUGAAAGGUGGUGUUGGUUAGAAAGUCAGUAAAAUUCUAAGUGUUAGAGUUUUAAGAGUAGAAUGUUAGUCCCAGAGAUUGUCCUGGAUUUCUCUGCAUGUCCGAGUUGGAGUCCCCAAACUUCCAAUUCGUCUCUCUGUCUCUCUCCAACUCCAACCCCUACUACCCUGUCUUCCCUUUGUCCUAACUUUUAAAGGGCCAGACUCUCUGUAUGUCAUUAGUUGAUAACCCAAUAGGAAGCCAUAGGUGUGUCCAAUCUAGGGAUCGCAAUUUAGGUAUUUGAUCCAUAGAGGGCAGUUUUGUCUAACGAAACCUUCCUAUCCAGGAAAGAGUGUUAACUCUGAUGACGAUUUUGAUGUCAUUUGGCUUAUCUUAAAUGACUACCAUAACUUAGAUUUGCUGUCAGUUCAAAGCAUUUGGCCCAGUCUUUGUGGCAACUACUUUGAUCGUAACUUGUAAAAUUGACAGUUCUAAACUCAAUUUCACCCCUUUCUUACAAUGGUACCUUAUAACAUUUAGAAAGUAAAAUUAAUUACUUAGUCUUCUCUGUCACUAGUGUCUGUGUUUAGAUAUGCAUCUAUUAACAUUAACAUUUUAGACAGAGUGUUCCAUCCCCCUUGCUUCAUUGCUUAUCUUGGUUUGUUUAUAUAAUACAUUCCUCAGCUCAAGCAAGUGGCUAGUUACAGAAGUAAGAAGAAAUCAAGGAAAUUAUGUGUUUUUGUUAUCCUGAAGAUAGCAAAAUGGAGUCCACUUUGUUCUGAGUGGCUGUGGCAAUAUACACUUUUAAUUUCUUUUUAGCACAAAAUGUCUGCUGAUGUAAAUAUUCUAACAGAUCAUCUUCAUGGGGAAGACCCAUCUGAAUCUAAUAUUAUUACUUUUAGCGUCCUUAGCUUGGGGUGAAAAAUAUACAUGUAGAUUUUUAUCUUGUUUCGUCUCUCUUUUGUCUCGUUUGGUUAGCGAUUUUGAGUCCAAGCCUGUUUUUUUUUGGUAGCCAUUUAAGUUUUCGGGGAAAAAAAAAAUAAAGUAGCAUAAAAUUAGUAUAAAGUAGUAUAGGGAUGGGGGAAUUUUUUAAUAUGGUUUAAAGAAGAGGAAUAUCAGAAUUACUUUUUUUUCAAGUUCUUUCAGUUCCUUCUUUAACUUUCACUUUAUCUUCACUCUGUGUAAAAUAUUACAUAAGUAUUUGCUCUUAGUCUCCCUUUUCUCUCUCCUUUCUUCUUUUUUUUCUUUUUUUUUCCUUCUCUUUCUUUUCUUUCCCCUUUCUUUAUUUUCCCCUUCCUUUCCCUUCCCUAUUCUCCCCUUUUUCGCCCUCGUUCUUCUUGUACUUCACUUUUUUCCUUUUCUCCUUCCUUCUUUUAUAUCCUAUUCUUUCUAUUUUUUUUCCUCUUAAUUUUUAUUUUUCUCAAUGAGAAAUAUAUAUGACUGUAACGGCACCCCCAGGCAUAAAAGGGUUAAACCGCCGUUUAGUAGAUCUUCCCUUCCAGAGACACAGGCACAGCUACUGCAGAACACCAAUCCGCCGAACAGUAAACCAUAUGAAUGCCGUAAACAGCCGAAUAGGAAAAACCAUACGAAUAGGUUUACACUCCUAGCAGUCGAACUGGAACAACAUACAAUAAAUCCCACAUUCACAUUUUCAGAAUCAGCAUACUCCAAAUACAAAUAUAUGUCAAAAUCAUCCAAAUUGGUCCAGUGGUUCAAAAGAUAGAUCGUAGUCCUUUGUGACCAAAGGAAGCAUGGCUUUUCUGCCCAAAGCCAGUUCCACAGAGUCUUCUAUCCUGGAGAUAAUUGGGAAGUAAUCCAAUUAUCUCCAAGGACACAGGCACAACUCCAUUGACCACAUGGUAGAAAAAGACAAUAAAAUACAUAAAAACAUAUAACUGUGCAGCCAUUGCACAAAACAGGUACAUUCAACAUAUCCCCAGAAAGUUCAGAUCUGAGCGCACAUUAUUACUGAAUGGCGCUCAGAGCACACACAUACAGUUCAAUUGCCAUGGAGUCAAAGUCUUUCCCAUAGUCUUUCAUUAUACAAAUGGGCUCCAUGGCAUAGCUAUCUGAGGUAUCACCGCUCAAACAGGGCAUGCAACGAAUGACCCGGCUUUCGUGUCUUUGCAGGGGAAAAUCAAGCGUUUCAACAUGGGGCCAUAGUCUAAAGGCAGCAGGCGGGCAACCAGGCUCCUCCAGUGAACAAUGGCGAGAUUAGUCUCGUCACACAAGGGAUUGGCUUUAAAAGGCAGCAGAAAAUUGCUCUGCAAGCUGUUUUUAGAUUUACCCCAAUGACAAAAAUUAACAAUUAAAUGCAUACAUGUUUCCAUUGAUGGUAUAUCUACUGAACAGUGAUUGUUAUUUUGUUUGGAUUUAGGCAGUGGAGUGUUCCUUUAAGCCAUUGGAGUGUUUUGCCUUAAGCCAUUGCCACCCAAUCACCUGACUAACUUCUCCCCAAUAACAGCCUUUGUCACUAAUUACCACACAGGAUUCCAAACCAAGACCAUAACAGAGUCAUAGAGCAGUGUGUAAUGUUCAUUUGGAGGGAGUUACUGUGACGAAGUGCCCUUCGCCACUUGUGCCUGGAGAGGACUGCUUGCCCGCCUCUUGCCCUGUGACUAUGGCCCCUGGGAUGUAUUGCCCUUUAAAGACAUGAUUUGGGCAUAAUGGAUUUGUGUUGUGCUGCUGCUGGCCCUUUAAGAACCAUCUGGGGACAUACUGUGGAGUUACUGGGUGGCCACCAUUUCCUGUAUCAGAAGCACAUGGUGAGAACAAUGGAUAGCGGUCAUUUUAACUCCCAGACACUGUUUGGACUUUUCAACACGGUGCCAUCUCGCCAGUAUUUGGUGCACAGAGACAUCGUGCAGUGGUUUUGGACUAUACAGCAGGGGACACAUUAUACAGUGAUUGUUUUUCAUUUAGCCUGUAUGUGUUCUGCAGAAUCUGCAUUAAACUGUAUUUUCCAAAGUACUGAACGGAUCUGGGUGAAUUUUGGAUAUGUGGUUCAACCAGAUCCCCGGUUCCAAGGAUAUACUUUUUAUGGGGUUAUUGCAAGUUUUGGGGUCCCUGUGUGUUUUAUGAAACUGUAUUAUUUCUGGCCAGCAGAUAAUUGAGCUUUGUGUAUUGUAGAAACUCAAUUAUCUAGCCUGGCCCAGAGGAGGAGUUUUGUGUUGCAUAAAUUGUGAGUUCUGUGUGCCAGUAAAUCAGUCUUGUUCCAGCAUUAAGCCUUGGCUCAUGUUUGGGGGAUUGGAGAAGUACACUCUGGGGAUUGCUAUAAUCACUAUACUCCCCAGGGUAUGAUCACUAAGUUCUGCUAAGAGCUUGUUCCUGCUCUCUGGGGAAAGAGAGGUUCAUCCACUGGAAGCUGGAUCCUGGCCUUGGGUCCAGGGUGGGUGGAGACAGCAGAGACCCCAGCGCAGUUGCAUCGCUGGAAGUGGGGUCUGCAGUGCUGAUGGUGUCGGUUGGAGUGCUUGGAGUCCUCGGCAAGCGCUUGGAGCAUCGAUUGGCGGAGGUACUCAGUCAGAGUGCCAGCGUUCCGUUACAGUUACUAUCACCCGAAAACCACAAGCUGUUAAUAUUGCUGCAUUUCAAUAUCUGGGAUAGCGAGAGACAGCAGUCAUGUGUUAUUGCACAAUCUUCGCUAUGAGUUACAUUUUAUCAUGGCAUACAGGUUCGAAUCCCGGCAGGGUCGACUCAGCCCUUCAUCCUUCAGAGGUAGAUACAAUGAGUACCAUUAAAUUGGGUAAUAGUAACAACCCUCGGUGUGUGGCGAAAAUAGCAUCCCUAGGAUGUACUUGAAAACCAGAUCAAUUUGAAUGUACAUUCCCUCGUUAAAUACUUUGUUAUUAUUAUUCACACUUGCUGAAUUAUUUUGAGUAAUCGCCUUCACACCAUUUGAAAAAUAACGUGUGGAAUAUAACAAAAGUUGGGCAUAUUUGCCACUUAAUUUCAUACACCUUAUUCAUCUCGUUUAUAUAAUGCCAACUUAUUCAGCAGGGGGAAUUAAUGACAAACGAGACAAACUAUUAUACAGUUUUACAGACAGGUUGAUGGAGACCUUGCUCGAUUUAGCUUACAAUUUAUAGAUAUAUAUAUUAAUGAAAUGUUCUAAAAAAUGACAGCAAAAGAUAUUAUGAGAAUUUACAUUCUGGCUAAUUUGCAUAUUUUCUCUUUUUUCAUUGCUACCAAAACAUCAAAAGGCACCACAAUAUCAACAACCAUAUUAUUGGAUACUAUAACAACAGUGGCAGACACAACAACCAUAUCUAGAGAUACUACCACAUCACAAGACAGAAUGUUAUCCACUGUUUCUUCCACAACAUUACUAGAAAUAACAAGCCAACAGGAUAUUACUACGACACCAGUGGAAAUUCCUACUACACCAUCAGACAUAACCACAAAAGUCCAAGACACAACCAGCACAAUGUCACAUGAAACUAUGAAAUCACAAGAAACAGCCACUACAUUUGUAGGUACUACUGAAUCAAAACAAGACAUAAGCACUACAACUACUAGCACAGUGUCAACAACAAAAGAAACAACAAUGAUAACAUCGGGAGAAACAAAAGAAUUUACUUCAGAGGGAAUGUCGGGGAAGACUACAGAUGAAACUGAGGGAACAAUAACAAUAUCAACCAAAGAAACUACAGGGGCGCCAACUACAACAGAGGGAACAAUACAAGAUACUACAAAGAAGGACACUGAGGUGACACUUUCAUUAGAAAACACUGAGGCUACAACAGGGGUCACCGAGAUAACAAAAGAGGAAACUGCGAUAUCAAGGCAAACUACAACUGAAACAACUAUGGUUGCUACAGGAUUAGCAACAGGAGAAACUACAUUGUUAACAAGUUCAUUAACAACAGCAGUAACAUCAGGAGAAACUACAGGGGUUACACCAGGAGAAACAACAACAGUCACAAUUCUAGCAACAACAGGUGUAACAUCAGGACUAACUACGGGGCUAACAUCAGUAGAAACAGUAGGGUUAACAUCAGACAUGACCACAGGAAAAACAACUAAAGCAACAACAGUGCUAACAGGAUCAACAACAGAGGUAACAUCAGAGCAAGCUACAGGGGUAACAACAGAAGCAACUACAGGAAUAACAAGGGCUGUGACUUCCGUACUGAUAUCAGAAGAAACUACAGGGGUAACAACUAUAGCAACAACAGGGCUACCAUCAGAAGAAACUACAGGGGUAACAACAGCAUCAUUGACAAAGGUAACAUCAGGGCAAACUAUAGGGAUAAUAUCAGAAGAAACAACAGCAGUCACAACAGCAGACACUACAGGGGAAACACCAAGAGAAACAACAGCAGUCACAACAGGAUUGAUAUCAGGGCAAACUACAGGGUUAACAACUACAGCAACAGCAGGGGUAACAUCAGGACAAACCACAGGGGUAACAUCAAUAACUGGGGUAACAUCAGGGCAAACUACAGGGGUAACAACAUCAUCAACAACAGGGGUAAUAUCAGGGCAAACUACAAGGGUAACAUCUGCAGAAAUACCAGGUAUAACAUCAGGGAAAACUACAGGGGUAACAACUAUAGCAGAAACAGGGCUAACAACAGCUACAACAACAGGGGUAACAUCAGAUGAAACUAUAGGGGUAACAACUGGAGUAACAACAGGGAAAACAACAGGGGUAACAAGUUCAGCAACAACAGAAUUAACAUCAGGGCAAACUAUAGAGGUAACAAAUAUAGCAACAAAAGAGCUAACAACAGCAUUAACAACAGGGGUAACAUUAGGGAAAACUACAGGGGUAACAACUGCAGUAAUAACGGGGGUAACAUCCGAAGACAUUACAGGGGUAAUAACAGCAGUAACAUCAGGACAAACUACAGGGGUAACAACUAUAGCAACAACCGGACUAGCAAGAGCAUCAACUACAGGGGUAACAACUGCAGGAAUAACACCAGAAGAAACUACAGGGGUAACAACUGCACUAACAACAGGGGUAACAUCAGAAGAAACUACAGGGGUAACAACUGCACUAACAACAGGGGUAACAUCAGAAGAAACUACAGGGGUAACAACUGCACUAACAACAGGGGUAACAUCAGAAGAAACUACAGGGGUAACAACUAUAGCAACAACAGGAUUAACAGAAUCAGCAACUGGGGUAAUAUCAGUACAAACUACAGAGGUAACAACUGCAGUAACAUCAGAAUUAACACAAGGACAAACAACACAGGUGGCAACUAUAGAAACAACAGGAUUAACAUCAGGGCAAACUACAGGGGUAACAACUGCAGCAAUAACAGGAAUAACAUCAGGGCAAACAGCGGGGGUAACAACUGCAGCAAUAACAGGAAUAACAUCAGAUGAAACUACAGGUGUAACAACUGCAGUAACAUCAGGACAAGCUACAGAGGUAACAACUAUAGCAACAACAGGACCACCAACAGCAUCAACAUCAGGGGUAACAUCAGGGCAAGUUACAGGGGUAACAACAGCAGUAACAACAGGGGUAACAUCAGAAGAAACUACAGGGGUAACAACUGCACUAACAACAGGGGUAACAUCAGAAGAAACUACAGGGGUAACAACUGCACUAACAACAGGAGUAACAUCAGGGCAAACUACAGGGGUAACAACUGCAGCAAUAACAGGAAUAACAUCAGAUGAAACUACAGGUGUAACAACUGCAGUAACAUCAGGACAAGCUACAGAGGUAACAACUAUAGCAACAACAGGAUUAGCAACAGCAUCAACAACAGGGGUAACAUCAGGGCAAGUUACAGGGGUAACAACAGCAGUAACAACAGGGGUAACAUCAGGGCAAGUUACAGGGGUAACAACAGCAGUAACAACAGGGGUAACAUCAGGGCAAGUUACAGGGGUAACAACAGCAGUAACAACAGGGGUAACAUCAGAAGAAACUACAGGGGUAACAACUGCACUAACAACAGGGGUAACAACUAUAGCUACAACAGGACUAGCAACAGCAUCAACAACAGGGGUAACAUCAGGGCAAGUUACAGGGGUAACAACAGCAGUAACAACAGGGGUAACAUCAGAAGAAACUACAGGGCAAUAAAAUGCACUAACAAAUAGGGGUACAUCAGAAGAAACUACAGGUAAUAAAUUAUAUAAAUAACGGACACAUCACCACAGGGGUAACAAAUUGCAGUAACAUCAGGACAAGCAUGAGGUACUCACCAUAGCAACAACAGGGGAUUAGCAACAGCAUCAACAAAUAGGGGUAACAUCAGGUGUGUUGUGUAACAACUGCACUAACAACAGGGGUAACAUCAGAAGAAACUACAGGGGUAACAACUGCACUAACAACAGGGGUAACAUCAGAAGAAACUACAGGGGUAACAACUAUAGCAACAACGGGAUUAACAUCAGGGCAAACUACAGGGGUAACAACUGCAAUAACAUCAGGACAAGCUACAGGGGUAACAACUAUAGCUACAACAGGACUAGCAACAGCAUCAACAACAGGGGUAACAUCAGGGCAAGUUACAGGGGUAACAACAGCAGUAACAACAGGGGUAACAUCAGAAGAAACUACAGGGGUAACAACUGCACUAACAACAGGGGUAACAUCAGAAGAAACUACAGGGGUAACAACUAUAGCAACAACGGGAUUAACAUCAGGGCAAACUACAGGGGUAACAACUGCAAUAACAUCAGGACAAGCUACAGAGGUACCAACUAUAGCAACAACAGGAUUAGCAACAGCAUCAACAACAGGGGUAACAUCAGGGCAAGUUACAGGGGUAACAACAGCAGUAAAAACAGGGGUAACAUCAGAAGAAACUACAGGGGUAACAACUGCACUAACAACAGGGGUAACAUCAGAAGAAACUACAGGGGUAACAACUAUAGCAACAACAGGAUUAACAGAAUCAGCAACUGGGGUAAUAUCAGUACAAACUACAGAGGUAACAACUGCAGUAACAUCAGAAUUAACACAAGGACAAACAACACAGGUGACAACUAUAGAAACAACAGGAUUAACAUCAGGGCAAACUACGGGGGUAACAACUGCAGCAAUAACAGGAAUAACAUCAGAUGAAACUACAGGGGUAACAACUGCAGUAACAUCAGGACAAGCUACAGAGGUAACAACUAUAGCAACAACAGGAUUAGCAACAGCAUCAACAACAGGGGUAACAUCAGGGCAAGUUACAGGGGUAACAACUGCAGUAACAACCAUGGUAACAUCAGAAGAAACUACAGGGGUAACGACUGCACUAACAAUAGGGGUAACAUCAGAAGAAACUACAGGGGUAACAACUGCACUAACAAUAGGGGUAACAUCAGAAGAAACUACAGGGGUAACAACUAUAGCAACAACAGGAUUAACAGAAUCAGCAACUGGGGUAAUAUCAGUACAAACUACAGAGGUAACAACUGCAGUAACAUCAGAAUUAACACAAGGACAAACAACACAGGUGGCAACUGUAGAAACAACAGGAUUAACAUCAGGGCAAACUACGGGGGUAACAACUGCAGCAAUAACAGGAAUAACAUCAGGGCAAACAGCGGGGGUAACAACUGCAGCAAUAACAGGAAUAACAUCAGAUGAAACUACAGGUGUAACAACUGCAGUAACAUCAGGACAAGCUACAGAGGUAACAACUAUAGCAACAACAGGACCAGCAACAGCAUCAACAACAGGGGUAACAUCAGGGCAAGUUACAGGGGUAACAACAGCAGUAACAACAGGGGUAACAUCAGGGCAAGUUACAGGGGUAACAACAGCAGUAACAACAGGGGUAUCAUCAGAAGAAACUACAGGGGUAACAACUGCACUAACAACAGGGGUAACAUCAGAAGAAACUACAGGGGUAACAACUGCACUAACAACAGGAGUAACAUCAGAAGAAACUACAGGGGUAACAACUAUAGCAACAACGGGAUUAACAUCAGGGCAAACUACAGGGGUAACAAUAGCAUCGGCAACUGGUUUAUCAGAAGAAACUACAGGGAUAACAAUUGCAGCAACGACAGGAUUAACAUCAGGGCAAACUACAGGGGUAACAACUAUAGCUACAACAGGAUUAACAUCAGGGCAAACUACAGGGGUAACAGCUAUAGCAACACCACGAUUAACAUCAGUGCAAACUACAGGGGUAACAACUAUGGCAACAACAGGGCUAACAAUAGCAUCGACAACUGGUUUAUCGACAGGGAUAACAAUUGCAGCAACAACAGGAUUAACAUCAGGGCAAACUACAGGGGUAACAACUAUAGCAACUACAGGGCUAACAGCAUCAACAACAGGGCUAACAACAGCAUCAGCAACAGGGUUAACAUUAGAAGAAACUACAGGGGUAACAACUAUGGCAACAACAGGGCUAACAAUAGCAUCGACAACUGGUUUAUCGACAGGGAUAACAAUUGCAGCAACAACAGGAUUAACAUCAGGGCAAACUACAGGGGUAACAACUAUAGCAACAACAGGAUUGACAUCAGGGGAAACUACAGGGGUAACAACUAUAGCAACACCAGGAUUAACAUCAGGGCAAACUACAGGGGUAACAGCUAUAGCAACACCAGGAUUAACAUCAGGACACAGUACUGGGGUAACAACUUCAGUAACAACAGGGGUACCUUUAGAAGAAACUGCAGUGCUAAGAUCUAUAGCAAAAACAGGAUUAACAUCAGGGCAAACUACAGCAACACCAACUAUAGCAACAACAGGAUUAACAUCAGGGGAAACUACAGGGGUAACAACUAUAGCAACUACAGGGCUAACAGCAUCAACAACAGGGCUAACAACAGCAUCAGCAACAGGGUUAACAUCAGAAGAAACUACAGGGGUAACAACUAUAGUAUCAACAGGGGUAACAUCAGGACAACGUACAGGGGUAACAACUGCAAUAACAUCAGGAUUAACAUCAGGGCAAACUGCUAGGGAAACAACUAUAACAACAACAGGGAUAACAUCAGAAGAAACAACAGGGAUAAAAAAUGCAGGAAUUACAUCAGGACAAACUUCAGGGGUAACAACUACAGUAACAUCAGGAUUAACAUCAGGACAAACUACAGGGAUAACAACUGCAGUAACAUCAGGACAAACUACAGGGAUAACAACUGCAGUAACAUCAGGAUUAACAUCAGGACAAACUACAGAGGUAACAUCAGAAAAAACUACAGGGGUAACAACUGCAGUAACAUCAGUUUUAACAUCAGGGCAAGCUACAGGGGUAACAUCAGAAAAAACUACAGGGGUAACAACUGCAGAAACACCAGGGGUAACAUCAGGACAAUCUACAAGGGUAACAACAUGGGUAACAUCAGAAGAAACUACAGGAGUAACAACUGCAGAAACACCAGGGGUAACAUCAGGACAAUCUACAGGGGUAACAACUAUAGCAACACCGGGAAUAACAUCAGGACAAACUACAGGAGUAACAACUAUAACAACAACAGGGUUAACAUCAGGACAAACUACAGAGGUAACAACUAUAGCAACAUCAGGAAUAACAUCAGGACAAACUGCAGGGGAAACAACUAUAGCAACAACAGGGGUAACAUCAGAAGAAACUACAGGAAUAACAACUGCAGCAAUAACAGGAUUAACAUCAGGGCAAGCUACAGGGGUAACAACAGGGGUAACAUCAGGGCAAACUAUAGGGGUAAAAACAGGGGUAACAUCAGGGCAAACUAUAGGGGUAACAACAGGGGUAACAUCAGGGAAAACUACAAGGGUAACAACAGGGAUAACAUCAGAAGAAACUACAGGGGUAACAACUAUAGCAACAGCAGGAUUAAUAUCAGGGGUAGCAUCAGAGAAAACUACAGUGGUAACAUCCGGGGUAACAUCAGAAGAAACUACAGGUGUAACAACUAUAGCAACAGCAGGAUUAACAUCAGGGCAAACUAAAGAGGUAACAACUAUAGCAACAACAGGAUUAACAUCAGGACAAACUACAGAGUUAACAACUGUAGUUAUAUCAGGAUUAACAUCAGGGCAAAUUACAGGGGAAACAACUAUGGCAACAGCAGGAUUAACAUCAGGACAAACUACAGAGGUAACAACUACAGUAACAUCAGGAUUAGCAUCAGGGCAAGCUACUGGGGUAACAAGAGGGGUAACAUUAGAAAAAAUUAUAGGGGUAACGACUGAAGAAACAACAGGGGUAACAUCCGGGGUAACAUCAGAAGAAACUACAGGGGUAACAACUAUAGCAACAGCAGGAUUCACAUCAGGGCAAACUACUGGGGUAACAACUAUAGCAACAACAGGGGUAACAUCAGAAGAAACUACAGGGGUAACAACUGCAGUAACAACAGGAAUACUAUCGGGGCAAAUUUCAGAGGUAACUGCUAUAGCAACAACAGGGCUAACAGCUUUAACAACAGAGGUAACAUCAGGGAAAACUACAGGGGCAACAAAUAUAGCAAAAACAUCAACAACAGGUGGAACAUCAGAGCAGACUGUAUGGGAAACAACAGGAGAAAUAAAAGCAGUCACAACUACAGCUACCACAGGGGUAACAUCAGGAGACACUACAGGGGUAACAUUGGAAGUAACUACAGGGAAAACCAGUGCAGCUACUACGGUGGUAACAUUAGGAAAAACUACAGGGGAAAAAACUAUGGCAACAACAGGGCAAAAAUCAGAAGAAACUACAGGGGUAACAACUAUAGUAACAGCAGGAAUAACAUCAGGGCAAACUACAGGGGUAACAACUAUAGCAACAAUAGGGAUAACAUCAGGAGACACUAUAGGCGAAAUAUCAGAACAAACUUCAGGGGUGACAACUACAGCUACCACAGGGGUAACAUCGAUGCAAACUACAGGGGUAACAUCAGGAGAAACAACAGCAAUCACAACUACAGCUACCACAGGGGUAACAUCAGGAGACACUACAGGGGUAACAACUAUAGCAACAACAGGGGUAGCAUCAGGGCACUCUAUGGGGGUAAUAACUGCAGUAACAACAGGAAUAACAUCAGGGAAAAAUACAGGGGUAACACUUAUAGCAACAACAGGGGUAGUAUCAAGGCAAAGCAGUGGAGAAAUGUCAGUAGUCACAAAAUCUUCAAAAGAAACUACAGGAGUAACCACUGCAGCAACAACAAGUCUAACAUCCAGGCAACCUACAGGGGUAACAACUGCAGCUACAACAGGGAUAACAUCAAGACAAAGUACAGGGGUAUUAGCUGGAGAAACCAAAGGGGUAACAAUUUUAGUAACAGGAGGGAUAACAACUGGACAAAUAACAGGAGAAACACUGGGGCAAAUUACCAGGAUUAGCAAUCAGGCUAUACUAAGAGAACGAGGAAAGGCAACAAAUAGUACAACAACAGGGGGUACGGAUGGAAAAACUACAAGUGUAAAAAAUGCAUUUUUAACAACAAAAAUCAAAGCAGCAUCUAUAGUGACUAGAAUGGAAAGUUCAAUGACAGUGACACCAACUGGAUCUGUUACAAAUUGCACAACUCAACAAUGUAAAACUGCAGGCACAACCAAAGAACUACACCAGACAACGCAUUCCACAGCUAUAAAUCCGUCUACUGAGCCAGUUCAUGCACUGAAUACCUCUAUCCAAACAACCACUGCAAGGAUAAACUCUACUACAGCCAUAUCAACAAAUAACAUACCAGGUAAGGUUCGUAAAGCAAAUAAGCCAUAUUGUAGCAAUUUCUACCACAUUAAUACAUGUUAUCUAAUAAACCCAUCAUUUAAUAAACAAUGCUUUAUGUGUCUAGUUAAGGAUAAACUCUACUGAGGUUUUGGAAUAACUCUACAUGUUUCUCUGUUUUUUUAUUGCAAGUCACACGUGAUACGAGGACGGAAAUGGGAUUUCCUUAACUAUUACGUGAUAUGUUCCUGAUGUAAAGAUGUGUUUUAUAUCUAUAUAUAAUGCAACCUGUGUAUCGCUUAAUGGCUGUAUAAAUAUACAGCUGUAUUCCAAAUAGGAUUUAAACAAAACAAAUUAUUUGAGCAUUCAAAACUUUUAGCUUGCCCCUUUGUCAGGGGCAGAUCCAGAACCAAAUCUUGGGAGGGGUACUUGGAGAUUAUUUACAGACACAAUCCAGGCACAAUAACCACUACAGCUCUCUGUAUAGGUUAUGGUUCCAGGAGUGUCGUGGUGUCCUCCCAGAGUAAGCAGUCAAACCAUUUAAGAACCGUUUGACAACUUACCUGGGGUCUGCCGGGAUAUGGCCUGUAGCAGGGGAUAGGGUGUGUGUGCAAAUUAUGCAAUGUGUGUGUAGUGUGUGUGUGUGAGGGGUGCACUGUGUGUAUGAGAGUUGAAAUGUCUCUGUGUGGAUGGGGCAGUAUGUGUGUGUGUGAGUGGAACAGUGUGUGUAUGGCGGGCAGUGUUAGUAUGGAGGGCAGUAUGUGUGUGUGUGCGAGGGGGCAGUGUGAGUAUGGAGGGCAGUGUUAGUAUGGAGGGCGAUGUGUGUAUUGAGGGCAGUGUGUGUGUGUGUCUGAGGUGCAGUGUGUGCCAGUGUGUGUAUACGGGGGCAGUAUGUGUGUGUGUGUGAGGGGUGCAGUGUGUGUGUGUGAAGGGGGCAGUGUGUGUGUGUAUAGGGGCCAGCGUGUGUGUAUGGGGGCAGUAUUUUAGCAUGUGUUAGGGGGGCAUCGCAUAUGGUGGCAGUAUGUGUGUGUGGCGGGACCGCUGCCUAAUUAAGAAUUGCCUUGUUGUAUAUGUGUGGAUGUACCUUCCUAGAAUGUGUGUUUCCCCUUCUAAUAUUCCUCUUUCUGUAGUUUUGACCAUAAAUUCCUGCAAUAUACCUUUUGACCACCCGGGGGCGCUUGGGUGUAUCGGACCACCCCGAUACCCAACUUAGAACAUUUAGUCAGAAUGUUCAGACCUCACUAGUGAGAUGUGAAAAUUGCAGACCGCAAGGGAACGAACGGCGCGUGCUUCCCCUGGGUGGCCGCCGGUUCGUAUCACUGAACGCCCACCAGGGGGAGCAUCCGGCUCCCGAACCGGCCUGCAUGCACUGUCUUUGAUUGCGGUGUCAGAGAUCAUCCUACCUGCUCCUAACAGAGCUAUAAUCACUUGCCACUCUCAAACCUAGGAGCUAUGAGGCUAGGCUUGUGGCUACCCAGGCGAACGCUCUCUUUGGCAGAUACCUGAGUGCAGGUAUCCACCGGAGAGGGGGUCACGUGCCAGCACGGAAUCCCUGGGGCUGUAGGUCGGUCUCACAGCCACAGGGUUCCUGCUGGCUGCAUGGAAGUCCGUGCCGCCCAAUGGGAGAAGGAGCGCCCAUUCAAACAGGGUUUGCGCCUUUCUCCUGGUUGGUCGGCGUGAGUAAAGCGCUGAUUGGUUGCUGCAGGGAGCAGGCAACCAAUCCGAGGAGGUAAGCUUGUUCAAAUGGGGUUUCCAGCCCUUCCUUUUGAUUGGGCGGCAAAGCCCCUCUCGUCCCUGGUUGCUGCAAAUAGGUUUUGCACCUUUCAGCCGAUUGGUGGCAUCAGGUUUUGCGCCCUAUCUUCUGAUUGGGCCGCAAAACCCCUCUCCUCCCCGAGCACCGAUUGGUGCAGCAUAGAUUUGCGCCCUUUCUUCGGAUUGGGCUGCGAAACUCCUUCCUCCCCCCAACGCAGAUUGGUGUGAUUUGGUUUGCGCCCUUUCAGCUGACUGGUUGUUGGUUGGUUUAGGCACGAAGUUUGAAUUAGCCAGACUAAACCAAGCAACACCAUGGAACUAAUUUCGGGGAUGUACAGAGCCUUGACCCCCAGACUUUGAUGCUGAUUUCUCUCUGUACAUCCGAUCACUCUGCUUUUUGCAGGGAUCCGAGGGGGAACCUUGGGCUAUUUAUCUAAAGUAUAAAGUGUAAUCCUGUACUCCCUUCCCAUCCCGGGACACCGAGCCCCAAAGUUCACCCCCUGUAUGUAAUGUGUACUCCCUGUGUCCUGUUAGUAUCUCCCAGAGUGGGAGAUGGUUAUCUGUUCCUGCAUGAGAUUGUGUUCUGUUGGAUAGAGGCCUCCUGAGGGGCUCUGUGCAUAAAAAGCUGUGGUACCCUGGAACUGUGUCCCAUCCAGUUACUGGGGAAAUGGGUCUGUGUGUGUGUGUGUGUGUGUGAGGGGGGCAGUGUGUAUGGGGGCAGUAUAUGUGUGUGUGAAGGGAGCAGUUUGUGUAUGGGGGCAGUAUGUGUGUGUGUGUGUGAGAGGUGCAGUGUGGGGGUCAGUACAUGUGUGUGUGAGGGAGCAGUAUGUGUGUAUGGGGACAGUAUGUGCAUGGGGCAGUGUGUGUGUGGGGGGCAAUAUGUGUGUGUGUGAAGGGGCAGUGUGUGUAUGGGGGCAGUAUGUGUGUGUGUGUGUGUGGGAGGGGCAUUGUGUGCUUUGGGGGGAGGGGCAGUGUGUGUGAAUGUGUAGCUUAAAGCAAAUAAAUAAAUAUAUAUAUAUAUAUAUAUAUAUUGAAAUAAUACUAAUACCUUAUACCCCCCCUGAAAUUCCUGGUGGUCCAGUGGGAAGUGAACUCUAACCUGCAGCUCCUGAGGCUAGAUUUCACUCUCGCAAGAUUCGGGGCAUUGCCAUGGUAACUGCGACAACACUCUGUGCUUGUGAGAGGAGGACCUGGAGGAGCUGAAGGUUAGAGCUCCCGGAUUCUCUCUCCUCCAUCCCCUGCUGUCUGUUAUCAAUGUACCUGCAGGCUGUUGAGGGAGAUCUCUGUUCUUCCUACCGGUCCGUGAAGGCACAUAGUAGGGCCGGCGUUGGAUAGUUGCCCAACUUCCACCCUGGAUUCGCCACUGCUCUUUGUCAUGUUCCCCAGGUUCAAAGUAAAUUGAAUUGUAAUGCAGAAGGUAUUAUCCUCAACUAAAAACAAUGCUCUUUUUAAAAAAAAAUUAUCCAUUUGGUACAGACUCCUUAGCAGUAAUCAUUUUUAAACACCUUCUAUCCUAGAGUUAAGUUAAGGCCAGGGACUAAUGAAAGUAUUUAGAAUAUUGGGCAGACUAAAUGGGCCGAAUGGUUCUUAUCUGCCGUCACAUUCUAUGUUACUAUGUAUGUCAGUUGACAAAAAAAGCUGAAAUGUAUGCAGUCUGAGACUUCCUAAAAUGCUAGGUCUUCUUCGGGCAUUUGUGUGGGCGAAUGUGUUAUUGAGAAGGAGAAAAUCCCUUGUAAUAUUUGUUGAAAUUUCAUCUGAUUAUGAUAUGUCGUUUUAGGUCUGCUCAUUGAUUAUCUGUCUUUUUAACACGUUUGAAGGAAUGUAAAAGACUUUUCAAACGUCAAACCAUUGAAAUAGUAAAUUUUCAUUAUAGCUAAAACAUCUUCAAGUAUACUGUUCACCUGUUUUCCUUUUUAAUGUUCUGCAGCACUUUUGAAAGACUUUAUCAACUGGGAAAUUAUUCUGACCUGCCUGGCAGUGAUAUUUGGGACGAUAUUGCUUUUACUCCUGUGCUGUCUAGUAAGUUUCUUUCUUUCUCUAUAGUAUGUCAAAAAGUAUUGUUGAUUGGAAAUUAAAGGUCCAAUACAAGUUAACCUUGGGGGCAAGAAGUGGUUGCAAAUAUUUGCCUGCACCAGGAUGGACAGACUUAUAGCUCCAUCUGUCUGUGUUAACCUGCUCAAGAGGAGCAGACUCAAAGCUCCUUCUGUCUGUGCAACUGUGCAGAAUAGGGACAGACUCAAAGCACCAUCUUUCUGUGUAACUCUGCAGGGGAGGGACAGAUUCAAAGCUCCUAAUGUAUUUGUAAAUCUGCAGGAAAGCGACAUACUCAUAGCUCCUCCUGUCUGUGUAACUCUGCAGGGGAGGGACAGACUCAUAGCUACCCUGUCUGUGUAACUCUGCAGGGGAGGUACAGACUCAUAGUUACUCCUGUCUGUGUCAUCCUGCAGGAAAGCGACAUACUCAUAGCUCCUCCUGUCUGUGUAACUCUGCAGGGGAGGGACAGACUCAUAGCUACUCCUGUCUGUGUAAUCCUGCAGGAGAGGGACAUAAUCCUUGCUCCUUCUGUCUGUGUGGAUCUACAGGGGAGGGACAGACUCCUAGCUCCUAAUGUAUUUGUAAAUCUGAAGGAGAGGGACAGACUCGUAGCUACCCUGUCUGUGUAACUCUGCAGGGGAGGUACAGACUCAUAGCUCCUCCUGUCUGUGUAACUCUGCAGGGGAGGGACAGACUCAUAGCUACUCCUGUCUGUGUAAUCCUGCAGGAGAGGGACAGAAUCCUUGCUCCUUCUGUCUGUGUGGAUCUACAGGGGAGGGACAGACUCCUAGCUCCUAAUGUAUUUGUAACUCUGCAGGAGAGGGGCAUACUCAUAGCUCCUCCUAUAUCUAAAAGAUCUACAAUAUAAAUGUCAUAUGUAGUGUAAUAACGUUAAAACACCAUAAAAGUAGGAACAAAUGUGGACUAUUGCACUCACAAAUGUUGGUUUUAAGCAGGCAGGAAAUAUAUAAACUCUCUGUAUACGGAGUCAGUCAGUGUGUCGAAUCACCAUGUUCCUCAGUAGUACACAGAUAGGAAAAUAAAGUGGCAAAUAUAGUGCAACACUGUUAUGUACUAAAAGCUAUAACUUUAAUAAUAUUGAACUUACAUAUUUCCAAAAAACCCAAGGCACAUCAAGAUAUACAUCUGGAGAGGUCCACGGCAACACUGGAAUUUUCCCAAGCGUAGUUCCCAAAGUAGUUCUCUUGGGGAAUCUCAGCGUGUAGCGACCACACUAAUGAACACCAGCAUACAAUAUAAUAAAUAAAAGUAAUAAACUGAAUAAAAACUCCACGCGUUUCGACCACCAGUGCGUGGACUUCCUCAUGGGGGUAAUAGUUAUGAUUUCAAAGUCUGGAUAAAACCAUCUUGCCGGCGGUACUUUAAAUAUCCUGACCGGCUCCUCCCACGAACCGCUCUCGGCCAAUCCGCCCACAGUUUAAGAGCUGUCCCAGGUUGUAUGUCAAUUUCCUGAUUCAUGGACUCCAAGCCUCAGCCUGGAUUUGUGAAGUGUAUCCGUUUCCGGCUGUCAUCUUGAGAGUCCAGAAACUUGCGUUCCACCUUCGUUUCUCAAAUGUCCACAAAAUCACCAUAGUAUUAAUAUAUAAAGAAUAAAAAAGGAAAUAUAUCGAUUACCAUUCUUAAUAUGAAAAGGUUACAUCGUCAUAAAAAUAUAAAAAUUCUUUCAUAUAAAAUAUAAAAAAGAAAUUUACCAUCAGAAUCAUGCACAGAUAUAAAAGAAGACCAUUGUAAAUCAAAUAUGUUUUAUAGAACAUCAUGACAAAGAAUGGAGAAGGUACAAGAAAAAAGUAAAAAAAAAUAAAAAAAAAAUAAUAAUAAUAUAAAAAGUAUAAUUUUUUUUUAAAAACUAACAAUAUAAAAAGUAUUUAAGAUAUAUAAAAAGCAUAAUAUAUGGAUGAAAAAAAUCCAUGUAAGUCUACAUAUACAAAUAUAAAGGAAUAAAAUCAUAAGCGAGGAAAGAACAGAGAUUACAAUAAACAAAGAGCAAGAGAAGCAGGUAUUUUCCUGAUCUCUAAUGCUAGUUUAAAUCUAGAAGCAAUCCAAGUUCUGAAAAAGGGUCUAAAAUAUGCCCCUAGUCAAAAUGCUAACCCUUUUAAUCCUUUUAUAGACACAAAUAAAUUUGCUCGAAAAUUAUCCCUUAAAAGUUUUUCAUUAAAAAGGAAAAGGAAAAUGUAGCUAAUGAUCAACCUAGUAUAACAUCAAGAACUCCAGUUAGGUUUAAACCUCAACCCAGCUUUUGUCCAAGUGAGAAGGGAAGCCAAAUAGAGGCAUUUGUUAAAAUGGUGAAUAAAGAUUGUGAAGGGAUUCCAUCACUUGGUCCGUCAAAAUAGUAGUUUUUUUGUAUAUUUGUAGGUUAACUGUAUGACCCUCAUUCGGUUACCAAACAAAGACCACCCAGAGCCUCAUUAUAACAUGGAACACUGAGUAUCCAGUACGAAAAGCACAACGCUCUGUGUGGCAGCCAUUUCGUGCAGCCGAAAGCAUGUGGUCGACAGAAUGGAUGGCGGACCACCACAAACAUAUUAGUCAACUGAAUUUUAGAAAUAAACGUUUUAACUUUAAAAAUUUAAGGAAAAGGGAUGAUAUCUUAAUCAAAGGUGUGGACAAGGGAGCAGGAAUUGUGAUGAUGCCUGUGGAUUCUUACUUACAAGAAGCAUAUAGAAUAUUAAAUGACGAAGUAACAUACAAAAAAUUGACUGAGAAUCCCAAUCUAAAUUUUAAUGGGCAAUUAAAAAAAAAUGUUAAUGACAUAUAGAUAAAAUGAGGAGAUUGAAAAAACAACAACAUUUUCUUUUCUAUAUGUAGAUUUUCCCAGGAUCCCCACUUUUUAUUUCCUCCUCAAAGUCCACAAGUCUGUUGAACAGCCGGACGGUAUUAUUAUUAUUUUAUUUUUUUAUUUAGCGCCAGCAAAAUUCCAUAGCACUGUACAAUGGGUGGACUAACAGAUGCAUAAUUGUAACCAGACAAAUAGACGCAAAGGAUCAGAGGGGUUGAGGGCCAUGCUCAAUGAGCUUACAUGCUAGAGGGAGUGGGGUAUAGUGACACAAAGGGUAUAAGUAGGGGUAAUAAAAUAGCUUGCUAGAAAAGUAUUCACUGGGAACUUAACCCCUAAAGGACACAUGACGUGUGUAACAUGUCGUGAUUCCCUUUUAUUCCAGAAGUUUGGUCCUUAAGGGGUUAAUAGGUUAUUUUUGACAGUUGCAGGAGAGGAGUCAUUGGGGGAGGGGGAAGAACAUCCACUAACAGUUUAUAUGAGAUGCUUUCAUGAAGAAGUGGGUUUUCAAAGAUUUUUUGAAGGAGUGGAGACUGAGUGAAAGUCUAACGGAGAAGGGAAGGGAGUUGCACAGAAAAGGUUCAGCCCUGAAAAAGUCUUGGAGGCGAGCAUCAGAUGUGGGAGUAUUGACAGAGCAUAGAUGUACAUCUUCAGCAAUGCGCAGGGGCCUCUAUGGGACAUACUUGUGUAUUAGGGAGGAUAAGUAGGUUGGAGCAACAUUAAUUAGGGACUUGUAAGCAAGUACCGGAAUUUUAAAUUGAGCCCUAUAUCUAACUGGAAGCCAAUGUAGCGCCUGACAGAGGGGGAGACGUGGGAGGUGCGGGCAGACAGGAAAAUGAGCCUUGUCACUGUGGCGAAACCGACCUCGCCACUGGGCAUUGGAGAAGACUGAUUGCCAGCCUCCUGCCAUGUGACUAUGGCCCCUGGGAUGUAUUGCCCUUUAAAGACAUGAUUUGGGCAUAAUGGAUUUGUGUUGUGCUGCUGCCGGCCCUUUAACAACCAUCUGGGGACAUACUGUGGAGUUACUGGGUGGCCUCCAUUUCCUGUAUCAGAGGCACAUGGUGAGAACAAUGGAUGAAGCACAUGGUGAGAACAAUCGAUGGUGGCCAUUUUAACUCACAGACACUGUUUGGACUUUUCAACACGUUGCCUUCUCGCCUGUAUUUGGACUAUACAGCAGGGGACACAUUAUACAGUGAUUGUUUUUCAUUUAGCCUGUAUAUGUUCUGCAGAAUCUGCAUUAAACUGUAUCUUCCAAAGAACUGAAUGGAUCUGGGUGAAUUUUGGAUAUGUGGUUCACCCAGAUCCCCCGGUUCCAAGGAUAUACGGGGUUAUUGCUUGUGUUGGGGUCCCUGUGAUGUAUUUUAUGAAACUGUAUUUCUCUGUCUGUGAUAAUUAGAUUACCCAUUGUGUAAAGUAAUUGUAUCACAGGCAGAGGGGAGGAUUUUGUGUGGGAGUGUCUGAGUGUAUUGUACGUGUUAUUGGUUGUUCUGUAAAACCCUGUGGGCAGUACUAAGUUUGUGGAUUGGGAAUAAAAGAGGCUGUAUGUGCCAGUCCAGUCAGUUCCUGCUUAACCCUCAAAGUGAAGUGUCGUCUCAUUAUUGAGGAAGGAUUUAUUGUAUGCUGUUCCAGUUUGACUGCUAGGAGUGUAAACCUAUUCGCAUGUUUUUUUUCCUAUUCGGCUGUAUACAACAUUCAUAUGCUCCUACGGUUCGGUUGUUUUGGUGUCUGCUGCAGUGCUUGGAGUCCUCAGGAAGUGCUACCCAGUCGGGGUGCCAGGUGAUCCGUUACAGUCACCGCGUUCAUAACAGAUUGCAACGGUACAAUCUGGGAACACAUAAGACCACUGAGAAGGGGAUUGCAGUAGUCAAGAUGAGAAAGAACAACGGCAAGAACCAGCACCUUAGCCGUGUCUGGUGUUAAGCUAUGCGAGCUAUGUUUUUGAAUUGUAAGCGGCAGGAUUUGGCGAUUGAAUGGACAUGAGGGGUAAGGGAGAGGUCAGAAUCAAAGAGAACACCUAGGCAGUGAGCCUGCGAGGUAGAGGUGAUGGUGGCACCGUUGACUUGGAGGGAGACAGACAUGGGAAUAACAGCACUUGAGGGAGGAAAGACCAGAAGUUCUGUUUUGGACAGGUUGAGUUUAAGGAGGUGAGCAGCCAUCCAAUUGAAAAUCGUGGAGAGGCAGUCAGAGACAUGAGUCAAGAUGGGCGGAGAGAGAUCAGGAGAGGACAGGUAGAUUUGUGUGUCAUCUGCAUAUAAUAUAAUGGAAGCCUAAGGAGCUGGUGAGUUUACCAAGGGAGGCGGUAUAGAUGGAGAACAGUAGGGCACCAAGGAUUGAACCUUGGGGGACACCAACAAAGAAGGUUUGGGGAGAAGGGGAAAAGCCAGAGAAAGAAAUACUGAAAAGGCGCUGGGAGAGGUAGGAGGAGCACCAGGAGAGAGAGCAGUAGACUGAGAUUAUGGAGAAUGAGAAGUAGCCAGGAAGAAAAGUGUUCAAUUAAUAGCCUAAGUAGUGGGCUUAAAUAUGCGGACAGUGUGAACUUCAAAGGAAGUAAAGGAUAGAAAAGGGGAAGGGAGAAUAGGUUGAAAGGUACAUUGAGGGGAGAGAAGGUGUAAUAGUGCAGAGGCACUAUCUUCCUGGCCAUGACUGUAAGACUACAUAUACCUCGAACAAGCUAUUCAUGCUCUAGAACAGCACACGCCAAUAGUCUAGUUAACUCACUAUAAUAAUCAGUCGAUGUCAGUCAGCCAUGGCAUAAUUUCCCACAUUCGGUCUUCCCUAAGCAUUUUGAUUUUUCACCAUACAAAUCAUAGUAGUCCCCCAUAUGGCCAGGUGUCGCAACAAACUGGAUUAAAGUAUCAUCAUUCUCAGAAUCGGGGAUAUACACUUGGUUAAACUACAUUAAUCUUAACCUGUACAAACGUUGUUUUAAUUAUAUUGUUACAUAAUAGUCAUUGGCGUUGCUUACUUCCAAUACGUUUGGAGCAGGUCACAAGGCCGGAAUUAUCAACACACGUUACGUUCCAAGUAAAUACUCUCAUUUUAGCUCAUCAUUAACAUCGCUUUUAUUACCUUAAAUUUCUGUCUUCUCCAACGUCACUACUCCCUUAUCCACCUCCGUGCUAUCCAAAUUAAUGUUAGACCAACACGGGCCCAACUAUACGAUCCCCUAACAGGCUCACAUUUCACAUACAAUAUAUAAGUUAUCAUUAUUAGAAUAUUUAUGCAUGUUAUAAGGCCAUAUUGGGUUUUUCUCGUAAUAUGCUGUUAAAUGUAUAUAUGACACUGCUAGUGCUAGUUAUUUACCCUCAUUACACGUAAGAAGUCCUUCACUACAUCUACGCUUAUGUCGAUAGAUUAGGUUCUAUAGUUCAUAUAUCACUCUACACUGUCACGCUUAUUGGGUACGCAAAACCCCUUAGUCUCGGGACGUCAAGAGAUGUGAUACUUUAUACACGAACCAUGCAUGGUCCAUCCUAGGUAGACAUUCUACCAUUUCGAUCAAUUCGCACUUUCACGCUCACUUACGUUCUUUCUCUACAUUUUCGGUCCAUAGGGAACCGACUUCUCUCACUGGUAUAGAAGUACUCCACUUGUUCUCCCUUAGAGACUUUGACUCGGCCACCCCAUCUCUUACAAUAAGGAGUCUCGUCAGGAGACCCAGAGGGUCAGCAGCAACACAACAAUGUCACUCAUAUCAUGAACACGUACGGCAACCACAACACAGCAGCUGACGCCCUCUCUCAUUCUGACCGCAACAGCACAUUUAGGGUUUCAGCAAUCACUGGCAACAAAUGGUUCAGAGAGAAAUGGCCUAUAGAAACUACAACUCUGCCAUCGUCUAAUGGUACUUCAGCCCUGUUCGAAAUAUACCCAAUAGUGUCAGCAUAAACAACAUAAAACCACUGCAUGGGCGGUAUUGUCAUACUCAAGAGACUACGCUCAACAUGAAUAUGAGUUUGUCAAGACAGUAAAACUUAUCACAACGAUGACAUCACCAGGAAAAAAAUUGUUUAAAAAAAUACAAAACAAUAUGAACAAUAACUUUGGCCAGCGUUCAUGACUAAGUGGCUAUUACAGCGAAGACCAUAAAAUGCCUCACUGACAAACACAGCAGCAUGCAAUAUCAUUAACAAAGGCAGGUCUUCUUCCCUGACAAUAAUGAGUCUAGUUAGAAGGCUCACAUGGUAAGCAGUAGUACAACAUUUCCACCUGUCCGUGAACACAUACCAGGCAGGCACAAUACAGCAACCUUUCUCGUUGCAAUCUACAGGGUUUCUAUCAAGAACAUUCUACAGCCAAGUAAAUCCCAAACAGAUCACCGCUAUUCCAGGGAACUCCUCCUGGAGUAACAACACUAAUGGCACAUGGGAGAAUGCUGGCACAAACAUCACUAUCAGCAAACACUAGACGUUCAUACAAUCGAGCACUCAUUUUAUUUAACAGAUUUACCACAGAAUAACAAAUACAAAACCCAUUCACGUUAGGUAUUAUGGUGGCUUUUACCUCUUUUUGCCACCUAAAUCUACAAUUCGCACACACUACCAUAAAACUUUAUCUAACAGGCAUACAAAAACAUGUCACUAACACAUACCCCAGCCACAGUAACAUCCUAUCAUCGAACCAAUUAAAAAAUCUUAAAAGGCAUGCUGCAUUUAGAAGGCCCCAAACCUACAAAACGAUAACCGAUAGAUGGGGAAAGGUUCAGAGCCUUAUCCGACACAUUAAACCCACAACCUCUCGUAACAGAAUCUACCAACACCUUCAAAACCACUAUGUUUCUGCCAAUUCACGGGUGUGACGGCCUAACAAGUUUACCGUAAGGAACACUAAUGACACCACCAACAUGCUCACAAUGGGAGACCUAAACAAAUAGGUGACCAUUACAAUUUGACCCUGCAUAGAUUAAAAGAAACCAAUGGGGCCACCCGUCGACAUACCGCUAUUCACCACAGACAACAAGUGGUGUCCAGUCAAAUUGCUAGAUCUAUCACUGUCAAUCCGCACAGGUCAAGAGAAGACCACUCUUCUGCUACCCUUACACGGCAACCCACUGACAAUGUCUAAAUACAUGUCAGACAUAAAAACCCAAAUCACAAAAUAGGGAGCGAUCCAUCAGCCUCGACAGGCCAUUUAUUUCGCAUAGGAGCAGCAACGGCUGCCUCAAGCAAAAAUGUACCGGCACACAUUAUUAAAAGACCGGGACGAUGGAAAUCAUUUGCUCACAAUCAAUAUAUACUACAACCAGAGAAAGAGCUAAAACAAGCCUUUCUAGAAUUAGCUAAUUUAAGUAUACAAUUGUGUUUGAAUGUAUAUUGUAAUGAUUUGUCAUGUAUUAAAGUGGCUUGGUUAAAUAUCCGUUUUGCCCUCUUUAUUUACAGGCCCGCCCGUACAUCGGUUUCGGCACACCACAACCAACUUUAGUUAAUCAUAAGGUCCAACAUCAAUACGGCUUAUUUCCCUGACCACAAAUGGGAUGGCGGAGCCUGGAGUUCUGGGAGGGGUUAAUCCAGCCUAUAUAUACUCAAACCUACCUCUAUACUGGGCUGGCGUUGGCUGGUCACCCCCCCCCCCACCACUCCCUCUAUUCAGUUAUAUCUUGGUGGGCCCUCUUUAUUUACAGGCCCGCCUGUACAUGGUUUUCGGCACAUCACAACUGACUUUAGUUAAUCAUAAGGUCUAACAUCAAUAUUUCCCUGACCACAAAUAUAUAUAUAUAUAUUUGAUAUAUAGAUCUAAGUAUAUAUUAUUUAAUUUUAAACUGUGUUUUAACUUGAUUUUAAUUUAUUUCAGGCAGCAGGGGGACUACCUGUUAUUCCAGGCACUUCCCCUGCUGGCACUGCUAUGGACGGCUACUCUGUCCAUGUGAUCAUGAGGUCCUCUCAAGGACCUCGCAAUCACAUUUCCCAGUAGGGCCGGAUCGGCAGCACUGGGACUCCCUGGGAUGCCAGGUAAGUGAAUAGGAUGGUGGGGAUUUGUUAUAACGCCCGCCGGCGUUUAGAGCCGGGUGCCUAAGGACGGCAUAGCAUGCACGCCAUCCUUGAGGGGAAUCUUUCUACAAGAUUCUGUGGAUUAUAACUCCCAUGAUCUCAGCCAGCAGUGUACCUGGUGCUUUAAUGACAUCCAUCUCUAAUCUUGCUAACGAUUGCACGUCCAAUGAUUAUGUUCACUUUUGUCCAUUACAGAUGCUAGCGAAAAAGAGGAGGCGAUCCUACGACUUGCCAUUGUACAGAAUUCACAGUGUGUCAUCUCAGCAUGAAGGGAUCACACAACCUAUAAGUUAAACUAUCACAUUUCUUCCAGUAUGGCUGGAGGUUUAACCAAGGGACCAGUUGAACAACUGUUGGGUUUUACGUUGGCCACCACUCUUUCCCUGCCUGGAUUUUCUACUACAAUUUGCUACAUUUUCUAAAAUCUAAUGUUCUGAUGAGACAGAGGAGGGUGACCACAUCAUGUAUAAAUAUGUAUAAUUAAUUUUAGCUUAUGUUAAAUAUGUAAAUAUAUUGAUGUAAUAAUUUAAAUUGGUAUUUUUGAGUAUAUGUUUGUGUGUCUGUUUUUUCUUUUUUUUUUUUGCCUAAAUCAUAGCCGUGCUACAUACAAUGCCCUUGGUUUUUAUGUAGAGCCGCAUUUUUGUUUGUUGACAUAUUUUAUUCAGAUUAUUCAAAGUUAAUUUAUACUUAAGCACAUUUAAAGGGACUCUCUGUGAAUCAAAGUGACAGUUUAUCACCAUCAAUGUUACUAUUAGUUUUUAUUUAUAAAGUGCAGCGGUUUUCCACAGUUAUUAACUUGUAUGUAGGUAAAGGGUAACUGUUUAUGGGCAUAAACCUUUAUAAUUGAUAUCCAACCAUUUAUUCCUGAAAUGUAACACAACAAACUUGCUUUGGAGUAAAUAGGC
Molecule: messenger RNA, 64939 nt
Organism: Pelobates cultripes (western spadefoot toad)
Lineage: Eukaryota; Metazoa; Chordata; Amphibia; Anura; Pelobatidae
Source: the annotation of a GenBank genome assembly